GAGACCUCAGCAGUCAGUUAGCCAACAUCAACACAGUUGAACACAGUCAGACCUGAAGGAGUUUAACGAAGCUUUUCUUCUCUUUCUACAUCCACAUGCUGAUACCUGUCACCUGUCCUCCUUACAUGUAAGUACAGUUUAUGAGAACGUGAUGAAAUGUGAGGUUUAUUCUCUGCUUGUGAUGCAUAACUUUGUGUUAUUCGUGCCAGUGCUCUGCCUCCUCUGUCUGUGGGAAAGUCAGGAGACUUUUCUGCUCGAUGUGCAGCCAGCUGAACUUGACGGUCAUCUGUAGUUACACUUGUGCAAAUUAAAAAGAACAAUGGUUGCAUCGACCGUCAGCCUCUCUGUGCAGUAGCUCCAGCAGUUAGAGAAAACUUCUCUCCUCUGCAGGGAGCAUUUUCUCAGCUUUUUUUAAAAUCUUUUUGCAGUUUCACAAAGACUUCACUUGCGUUAGUGCCCCACAGAGGAUGUGGUAGUUUGUGCCCCUGUGACUCAGAAUAUCAGAAAAACAGCAUGUGUCAUUACCCUAUGCGUGCUUUCAUUGCAUACAUACUUCCUUCUCUUUUUGUGUCUGCUUUGUUUCCUCUAAACAAUGGUGUGUUUAAGCUGCUCUGAAGCAUUCAAACUCUCUUUUUCAGGCAUUUAACUUUUCAUCUGGAUAUUAACUCAGAUAUUGAGCACUUAAAUACCUGAUUUCAAAGCUAUGGUCCUGACUUAUCUAAUCCGUAUCUGUACAGAUAAAUCUGAAAUGAGUGAUUGGGGGAAGUCUCAACAUGGUGACGACUCGUAGGCAUCUGAAACCUGCCUGUUAUUCAUGAACAGAUCACAUCAUCCCUCUCCUCCCCCCGCUGUCAACUUCUUCAACUUCUUGCUGCUUUGCUCUUUCCCUUCUCAACUUGAUGUAAUCCUCAGCAGCUCCCUAUUCCUCGCCUUCCUCUGUCUUUCCUCUCCCACUCCUGCCCCCUCGCUCUCUUCCCUCACCCCUCCUCUUCCUCGCUGGGUUGCCAGAGCUGAAGUAAAAGUGAGUCCCAGUCUCAGCUGGCCUCCCUGCUGUGCGGCUGGUAUGGCUGAAUCUCCUCUGAACCACUCGUGGCCUUCUUUCUCCAAACUCUGGAUGAAGAGAUGGUCAUUUAAGAGAGGUAUGGUGGGAAUCUUAUUUUUGAACAGGGGUUAUACUUUGAGUUUUGGUUGGAAAGAAGUGAAGAGAGAGAGAGGAGGGUGCUGUUGUCCAGUACAGGUGGUGGAGUAGAUGUGACCUCAGGUGGAUGUGUGUGAGGUUGUUUAUCAGUUUGACCUGAUUUGAGUUUGUGGUGGAUUACGCUUGUAGUAUAUCAGAUGAGGGUAAAGUUUAACGCGUUAAUUCUGACUCUGGUUUCAUGUAAAAGUGAGAGACUUUUGAAGAUGUAAACUUUUUUGUGCUACUGCUGUAACCUGUAGCUUUAAAGGGUGUUUGGUGAGGCAUUCGUGUGACUUUUGAUGCACAUUUUAAACACAACUCAUCUUUUUAUUCAUCUUUUAUAGCCUCGCUCUGUGACAUGCAGAACGUAAAUUAUUUCAUGCUUUCUGUCCCGGUGUCUUCAUCUUCAAAGAAAUAUGUCCUUUUUUAUUCAGACAUGAAGGAGGUGUGUAGGAUGUUUCCAUUUUACUUCAGCUGUGGCGUCUGUGUUUUCCCGUGCUUGGAGAGAGAUGGAUUUCUGAUCAAAGAGGAUCAGUGUUUUGAUGUGUGCUCCAGCCUCUGAUCUGAUGGUCUCUGUAUUCUCCUUUUUCACCUGAACCUAACAUCUGUCAUACGCUCUCAAACACUGACUCACACUUGUGUACUAGAGAGAGAAUAACUCAGGCACUGAAUGAGCACAGUGACCUUCAACCAAACACUUCUGUCAUGGGCCAAUUAUAUUUGGUUUACCAAUGAAAAUGUAUAUAUAGACAUGUGAGAUUAUCGUCCCAGCAUCAUUUGAGAUGUGGGCUCAGUGUGGGUUUGGGUGUGAGAGCUAAAUGACCUCAACUGUGCAUGGGUGUUGAGAGAUCUUUGCUGUACAAGCUUGUCUGUGGUGGACAACCUUUUCUAAAUCCACACCUGCUGUGUGUGAACUCAUCAUGCCCAUUGUAAAGAAUCAACUGACCGUGUCAUUGUCAUGUCGCCUGCAUGCAGAUGUGUGUAGAGUACAGCACAGUGAGCUUUGGGCUGAGCACGUGUUCUCAUUUCCUGCUUCAAUGUCAGUCCACCUGAACUCUAUAUACAAGCAUCAGGCAUACGAGUGUGCUGUUUGCACUGCACAUGAUCACUUUUAUGAUGCUAACAUACAGUUCUGCUUUGGCCCUGACUAUUUAUGAAAUUUAAGUACUGUUUACUUUGUUUGAAUAGUUGUUCUCCUUUCAAUAAAACAUUUUAAGGGAUAUCAUUAUGCACACCAGGAGCAUGUAUGAACAACUUUGUGAUAAGGAGGAGCUCUCAUUAACCUAUCAGCUUGUUUCCAUUAUGAAAAACAGCCCAAGUCAUGACUAAACACAACACAAUUGAUAUAUCACCAGACGAAAGUGAAAAGUUAUGCUAGUUGUAACCCAAAAUCAAAAAUGUCUCCUAGAAACAUUUACAAUCAUUCUCCAUAUGACACCCCCUGUCCUUAACCUUCCUCCUGCGUUAGCUUUUACUACGUACCCACCAUGUUAAGGGUUGGUUUUGACCCGUGUCUUAAAUCAGCUGCAAAUGACACUAAAACAUUUCUUUAUCAUCCAGAUUGGUUCUCAUCUUAACGUUACCUUGUUAAGCUUCAUUAUCCAUGAAAAUAUUGAUUAUAAUAGUUUUUGUAGUGGUCCUCUGGGUCUUUCUUUGUCAGUAUAACCCUCACACAGAUGUCUAUUCUGAAUUGAUCUCACAUGUCUGGACAUGCCCAAUGUUGUUUAUUAUGCAGGGAAAAACAUGGCAAAACAAGAAUUUCCUAAAUCUCACAUGAAGAGAAGAGGAUCUGACUGUCAGUGUGGUGCACAUAUGGUUUUAGUUUUGCUGUAAUUAUUAGAUAUUAAUAUAACCGGGUCAACAACAACCAUAACGCGACAAGUGCCAUAAUUUUGAUAAGAGCACUUUGUAAUUUAGUCAAUUAAAUUCUUUUAGUUUUAUUUUGUUGAAAUAGAGGUUCCAGACAAAGUCAAAAAGUCUUGAUGCAAAAAAGCUAAUUUAGGUUCAUUUAAAAACAAAAAUGGGUGCAGACUCUAACACAGGAGGAAAGUUAAACAUAAGACUCUAUUUGGAAAGAAAACAGUCCUCCAAAAAAAAAAUGCAGCAGGAAAAAAGUGGGAAAAAUCUCAAGUGGAGCAGCAGAAGUGGAUCCCUCCCCUGCCACAAAGACAGAAGUAACACGAGUGGAAAUAGAUGAAAAACUGGUUUAAAAAUGAGUAAAUGUAUAAUGUGCAUUUGGUGUUUUACUUUGAAAACAUGAGCAAUAAUUCUAAGGGACUCUACUGAGGUGUUAAUGUAACUUAGUGAUUUAUUCCUCAAUAAUUGUCAUUCGUUUUAUCAUUUCGCAGACCUCCCUUUGUUAUGCAGAGCCAAACAGUGUGGAAGAAAGCUGACACUGACGGUGCCAAAACCGUUAUAGAGACCCCCCCACACACACACACACACACACACAGACACACAACUGAGCAUGCACACACACUCACAGUGUUUCAUCCUUGUGUGAUGCAUUAGCAGAUAUGAAAGGCCAACCAUAAAAGGCUACAGCGGCGCUACCAGAAAGCAUCAAGCAGCCACCGCAGCGUCUGUACCAAGUGUCUAAGUUUACACUUAGCAUGAGCAGGAUAUGGAUGCAAACAAACUCUCCUUCCAGCAGGAACAUUGCCAUACAGAUGAUUUAUUAAUAUAGAAAAUAGAUCUACAGUGUUUCUGUCUGUGUGUUUAUGUGAGCGCAUCUCUGGCUGUGCUGAAGAGGAGGGUGGAUGCUGCUGCAGACACAGAGCAGGACUCAGAGUGUGGUCUGCCUGCAUAUUAUCUCACUGCACAUCAAUACCUGAGGUCUUUGUAGUUAUACAAUACGAGCCUGACGGAAAAGGAGCUUCACAAAACUACCCCUGAAAAAGUCUCGUCGAAACAUUCACAUGCAUCACCACAAAAUGGUGGAGAACGCUGUGAUAUCACCAUGUAAACGCUGAAAUGAAAACAGUUACGCAGAAGACUCUUAGGUGUUAGUGGUGUCCCACAGAGCAUGUAAGAGAAGCCAUUUUGACUUCUUGUUGUUGUUGUGUUUGUAUCUUGUUAUGCUCGGUCACACAGUCUCACUUUCCACUUUACUUUUAUAAUUGAAAACUAGAAAUUGUUGUACGUUAUUAGUUUUAGUUCCACAUCUUACUACAUGCUCUUUCUCAAAGAAUCACAGAUAAAAUACGACAUUGAGGGUAUAGUAGCGAUAACCAGGGGCAGCGUAAUACCUCAUAGUGUUGAUCAUGUUUAAUCAAAAUUUCUAUCUUCACAAAGGGAACAGAAAGAUCGCAAAAUUAUCCGAGGAGAGUGGAGUCAGCCUUUGUGGAGCCAGGCAGGCUCAGACUGAGGCUCGGGUUCACGGGAGGUGUCCUGAAAAAAGUCUUAUGUAACCUGUUUUAGCUGUGGAUCUCCCCUCCUCAGAUGGGCAUAGUGUGGCUGAGCCCACACUCAGGAGCUUUAACAGAUAUUUCAGACCCCACGAGACACUGAGAGACUAAAACCUGACACAUAGUUAUAACUAAAAAGACUAAACUUCACAUUUACUGUCCCUUUCACAUAGCAUGUACUGUAUAUGUACAUUACUCAGUGUUAUUAGGCAGCUUCUCGGGCUGUUGAAAGCUCAGUGAGGGAAUAAACGACAGCUCCUCUUUCUCACAUGGAGAACACCGCUGGCUCACUAGACAGUGUGCAGUGGUGACAGUGGUUUGUGGCAUCAUGCAAAUCCAGGAAUCUGUUUAGGCAAUGGAAAUAUAAUGGAGCUCGGAGAAGAGGCUGUGACUAAACUCUUCCAUCUAACACGAAAUCACUCAAAGUGAUUACACAGGUGUUUAACAGCUGUUAAAUUCAGCUAGAUGUGCAUUUCUUUCCCCCCUCGUUUUGGGGAUAGAGAUUUUGCUUUUUUGGUGAUUCUUUGUACCUGACAAGCAUCACAUCCAUUUCUUUUCAGCAUCUGAGUGCAAGCCAUGUAGUCAGCCCGGUGGUUCUCCAGGUACACAACUUGAUGUCCAGCCACCCACUGCAGCAGGGUCUUCUUCCUCAUUGUCACCGGCCUCUAUACCUGAGGAUGUCUUCUUUGGGAGCAACAAUGAGGACCAGGUAAAACUUCUCUCUCGUCAUUUGGACCUUUACAAUUGCUGCUUGUUUUCCUCGCUAGUCAAGCUUACAUCAAAACCAGUAUGGUUUAAUAUCAUAAUUUCCAAUAAUUUCGUUGUAUGAAGUGCAAAUAAGCAAUCAUUAAACAUUGUUGGUGUGAGCAUCAAGCACAAAACAAGACAGCUGGUAAAGGCUAAGAUAAAGUAAUACAGCUACCCUGUUAAACUAGUUGACAUCAGUAUUUUCCACAGAUUUUCUUGUGGUGGGUGAGAGUGUGGAAAAGAGCAAAGUUGUUGGAACUCUUCUACAGUUUUGUCUCGUGACUUAUCUUUGAAAAGUCUUUUUUCUAACCUUGUUCUCCUCUCUUUUCACAUUUUUUGCAGGAUGCAUGCUCAGUAGUCAGUGACUACGACUGCCCUUUCACAGACGAUCUGCUGGCCAUCAGCUCUUCGCUCAAAGACUCUGAGUUCUUUAAAGACCUGGAGGGAGGGAUACCCACUCCACAGUCUACUGCAUCCACAAUAGCUACAGUCCCGCAGAGCAAUCCUCUCACUGUUGGCCCACAGGUGUCUCCAAACACGGACAGUCCUGCUAUCAAACAAACAGUACAGCCUCCUCUGACUGCACAUGGCCCUCAAAGCAAUGUACCGUCUCUCUGCUUUUAUACACACCCUAAAGAGGAACCUCAUCACAGCUUUGUGGUCACUCAGCUAAGUCCGACAUUACUGCCAGGCUGUAUCAUAGACAGUGGAAACUCCUCCGAACCUGCAGUGGGGCUUAGCUUGACUAUUAACCUGAAUGGACUCUUGGGAUCAAUGGAAACAGAGAAAGAAAUGAUGGAACCGGAGGAAACAAAGGACAAGCCCACUAUGGAUUUAGACGGAGAGCCAGACCUGGACAGCUUUCCUAUUCUGGUCAGAUCCAUGUCAACGUCUCGCAGGCACAGCUGGGGUGUUCCUGUGUCCCCAAUUAACUUGGGCAGAAGGUAACACUAAAAACUGCACCUGUUUUCUCCACUCAUGCCAAGAUCGUUUCAGUACAGCUGAGAGCUGAAAUUCAACUUUUUGCUUCAGCAUCUAUAAACAUUACUCAUCGUCACUCUUAAAAACAAAUGUGUGCUGAGCACUUCCUGUUGACUUUCACAGCCUCUUGAUUUAAACACUCAACUCUACUUUGGGGGCGAGAACAUGAACAGUGCACCAAAAUAAGAACUGAAACAGCAACACUAAAAUAAACACAGGACUUGAUGUGUCUCGCUGAGCAAUUUGGUUAGAAAAAUAGAUACAUGUCACUGCAUAGUAAUUCAUCCGCUGUGUGUGAUUGUUUGUUUCUAUUCUGUGUCACCAGACUGAGUCUGGACACCAUGAACAUGGACAGUGAUGGAGAGAGAGAAGAUGAUGAAGACAGGGAGAAGAAUCUCUUCCAGGCAAGCCAGCAGGAAAGCUGCGAAGCAUGUCCUGAAGAUGAGAUGGAUGGACCCAGACUGAGACCUUGUCCAAGACCCAGGGUCUGUAGUAUGAUAACAAAGAGAGGAAGCAGUGAGAGAUUAUAAAUCUUAGCUCAGGCCAAAAUACUGUCUUAAGAAUGCACCAAUUUUGAGUUAUUUUAACAGACUGAUGUGAUAUAAAGAAGAAACUGCUGGAAGUGUUACUGUUGUAUGUUGAAGAGUAGAGAUAAAUAAAUCAAACUCACAUGUCAUGUACAUUUGUGUUUAUUUUUUAAUGCUCACAGACUGGUGUCAUGUCUGGAAGGCAUCUGUACUCCCGCUCAGAGAUCCUCGCCACGGAUGAAUGUUCCCGUGCUGCACACAUCUCUCGUGUUGUCCAGACCUCCAAACAGGCCGCCAGGGCAGCAGGAGGUGGGGCUGAGUCUCUGACCUAGAGAACACACGUUAGUUUAUGCAUUUUAUCCUCAGCAAGUGGCUUUUUUUAAUGAAAAACCUUCUGUCUUGUCUGUAGCAGAGGAGUUCGACCCUGAAGAAAACCUGCAUUCUACUGAAGGGCAGAGCCACAUGUAAGUUUACACUGUUGUCAAUAAUGUAAAAUGGGUGAAUGUUGACUUUUUUCUUCCCUGUUAAUCACACCAGCAGCUUUUGAAUGGUUCGGUACAAUAGUUCACAUGAUGCUGUGUAGCUAUAAAUCGUCAUAGGCCAGUACAGUUUUCUCACUCCCACGUAACAGGGGGGUUUUCCCAGUUCCCUCCUGACAUUUCUGCUCCAUGUCAUACAUCUACAAGCCUCCUCCUCCCCCAGUCCUCUUUCCCAGCUUCUGAGAUGGCCUCUUAGUGUGUAUGUGUACGUGUAUAAUAUGUGUCUGGCAGUGAGGACACAGCCUACAAGGGAGGAUGGCUCUCCUCUUUCCUUUCCUUUCCUUUCCUUUCCUUUCCUAUCCUUUCAUCUACACCCCCCACUCAGCCUUGGUGUCUUGUUUGUCUUAGGCUGAUGGUACAGAAAGUUCUGCAGGAGCUAAAGCUGUACCACGGGUAAGUAAACAGGAGGUAGAGGUCUGUUUGCUCCACCUUCUACCGCUCAAACACCUCCUCAUGUCUAGAGCAACAACAGAGCCAGAUUGUGACUUGGGGAACGGGGCCUGCACUGUUAAGGAGUGUUUACAUGUAUGUGCACGCAUGGUUUUGUCACGUGUUUGCAUGAACCUGUUUCUGCAGUGCAACGCCGUGCAAAUUGUCCCUGAAAAUGGUCUUGGGAACACUACAGUUUUCUUUGAUUUCAUUAGUUUUGCCUUCCUCACAGCUGAUUAAGUGACACGAAUAUUGUCUUCAAGCAUAUUCCACUCUUGGAUUGGUUUUAUUUUUGCCACCACUGUUUCACUACAGCUGUGAUAAACACCGCAGAGGUCUGACCAGUUGGAAAUCUGUCUUUCUAUACUGACUUUACUUUAUUGUUUCUCUCCAGAGCAAAGCACAGCAACAACAAAUCAGAAACCAAAGAUUCAGGAAAUGUCACCUGGUAUGAGUUCCUCUCCAACGAGUAGGUGCAUCAUUGUUCCCUUAUCACUAAAACUUGAUGGAAAUUUUUAAGACACCACAUUUGUUUCUGCUAAACAGUGUGUCUUACAUACCAGCUGAAUCGCUUUUUACUGACCAUCUAUACGAUGACUUGAUGUAAACCAAAGAAAUGGAUCAUCUAUAAAAGCUUCAAAUUCAAACACUCCAAUAUAAUGUGCCUCUCCAACUAAUUACCCAGUCAUGUAUCUGUCUCCCUGUUUGAUUGAUUUAAUUUGCAAUGAUGUCUAAAUGUGCGUUCAAGUCAGAGUAUUAUGACAACAAUCACAAAACUUGCAAAAGACAUUCUCAGUGUCUGAUCAGCUGCUUCUUUGACAAGGAAUGAGGAAGAGGAAGAUCGUACAGAGAAGGUGGAGAAGGGCACCAAGGUGAAGAGGACUCUCAGCUCUCUGAGGAACAGGAUGACAGGCUCAUUCAAUAAAGAUAAGGUAAACUUAAAGCACAGGGACAUGGUGUACGGCACUGUUUUGAAUUCAUGGUGGAUUAAAUAUUAUAUAAUCAUAUAAUAAUAACAUACUGUGCUGCAUUCACUGCAGUGGCAUUAUAACCUGAUCAGCAUUAAAAAAUGCAAACGUUGAUGAAUGACUAAUGUGUAGUUUGUGUAAUGUUUCCGCUUUUUGCAUGGUUGUAGAAAGGUCGUACUCGUUCAUACAGUGUGUGUGGAAAAAAAAAAAACACACAAACAUGCAAAAAUAAUUCUUUUUUUCUUUGCUCUUCUGCAGGGUAAGAAUCGAGAUAAAGAGCAGUCUAAGGACAGAGGGAAGGAGAAAGAAGCCAAAGAGAAAGUGUGCACCCGAAGCAGUAACGGCCAUUGUUUGGUGCCGGGUGCUUUCUCUAGCUGUGCUACCUGCUCACUGUGCAGCAAGACCCUGCAGAAAAAGCAUGGCCUGCAGUGCAUGAGUGAGUAAAGCCCAAACCACAGGGGUAUACACACACACACCCACCCACGCUUGUUCUUGGCCUGACACACAUUUGCACAGGUGUUAUGCUCUCACACACAAACUUGCAUCUAUUUAUACCCAUGCUACUCCACAAGUGCACACUUAAGCUCUGAGAUAAACUAACAAGGUCACACACACACGCACAACAAGUAAUUGUAAUAAACACGCAAAACAUGACGAUGAAUUCAGGAAACUGUCUUUAUGUUGCAACAACUGACUGCGUACUGUCUGCAUCAGAACGACAGGCCAAUGUCUAUAAUGUUAUAUAAAUGAAAACAGUUUUUGUUUUUGUUGCCGGGACUUUCACACAUUUCUGCUAAAAAAAGAUGGUGCCUCCUUCCAGUUCCUCUUUAAAGCGUUCAAAUUAGGGAAGUAUUACAUACCGCAUCGACAGCUCUUGCUGUAUUUCUACACUGCACAAUUUUGUAUGGUUUUCUGUGAGCUCACUUGUUUGAUGUGUUAUCAGAUAUAUUACCACCUCCCUCUAUCAUUUCUUCAUGUGAAUCAACAGCCUGUCACCUCUGUGCCUUUUGCUUUAGAUUUUAUAUGUUUUUUUUUGUGUUGGAUUAACUCUUUUGAUAGGGACGUUUCAGUCGUGAUUUUUCAAGAGGGAACUGAAAAUGUUGUGUUUAAACACCCCUUGGCACCACUGCUUUUCUACUGCUUUUAAACUGCAGCCUGCAGGUCAGCUCAUAAGCCUGAAUUAAGUCUUAAAACACAUUUAGAAGUGUUUGUAAGUGAAAUACAGUAGAAAUUAUAUUUUGGAGAGUCGAACUGUGUGACAUUUGUCACUGGAACAUCAAAGACAUCAACUUUGGCCUACAGUUUUGCAUGUAUUUUAAUACAUUUUUAAUAAUGCAUGGCCCACUCUUUUCAAAAGGAUUUAUGUGUUUGUGCUAAAGUGACGAUUUUAGGACCAGCAAAUACACCGAGUAAAGAUUACACUGCCAGAAUGACAUGCUAGUUAAGCAGCACACAUUUAUUUGUAAAUUUCAUCAUUUGAAUUUUAAUUUGGUAAUGUUUAUGAAACAGCGCUCAUCUUAACUGCUUUAUUUUUAUGUCUAAUCUUUUUUUAUACAUUACAGAAAAAAAGCAUGUUAGAUACAUUUCAGAAUUUUUCAGCAGUACUUUCAUGAGCCCACUAACAUUGUGAUACAAGUGAUACUUUUUUACUUCUGUUGGGAGUUUUCUUAUGACAUGGAUGAGGAACAAACCACUGUCUAAAAAUGUCUCUAUGCCACAUGUCUUUUAAUAUGAUCUUAAUGUCUAGACCGAUUUCUCAGUAGCCAUGUGGUGAAGUGGGGAAGUAUUUAACAUCAACAAAUCAAGUUCCUUAUAAAUAACAAGGCAACAGAACAUGUAAUGAUGUAAUGAAUUCAUUUCCUUGAAGCUGGACUAUUUCCAGCAAUAUAAGUAGAGUGCAGUAAGUCAUUCAGUGCUACCGCUUUAUUAUUAUGUCAUGGCUUUAAAUGAACAAUUCCUUGCUCCUACUAUUUUGUGGGAGACAAGGGCAUUACAUGUCCAGAAUAUUUAUAAAUCUUGCCGUCUGGCAGCAGGAGAUUUAAUGUAUGAUUGUUUUUAGCCGUAGGGGAGAGUGGGGUAAGUUGAGCCAAAGGGUAAGUUGAGCCACCCCCUGUUGCUUGGAAAUGGUCAAAGGAAUUGAUCAUGUGACCAAAUAUUUAGGAGAUGGGCAUCAAUUCAUGGAGUCUGUGAAGGUUAGAAGCACAUGGGUGAAGGGGUUCGACAUUUAUUUCCAAAAAAACAUUGUUUACUCUUGAAGUGAAUUUAGUCUGUCAUAAGUUUUAUUAGAAUUGUGUUCAGACCAAAAAAGAUCAUUUUAAAUUUGUUUUAUGCUAAAUUGUGGUAUCUAUGAGCUGCAACAUGAGGUCAAAAACUGAGCAUAAAAGUCCACCAUUUUAGCUUAGAGGACUAAUAAAGUCAUAAUAGUAGUUCUGGGGUAAGUUGAACCAUUUGGCCAGGGGUAAGUUGCGCCAAUAGCUCAACUGAGAAGGUAAAGAAGUAUGAUGAAAGGAUCAGAGCUUCAGUUCAGAUUGUUGAAAUGUGUUACUUUUUCCUAUCAAAAAUACGGCUGCGAAUUUUCUGAAGCAGUUAUACGUUAAUAAAAAGAAUUAUUGUACCAGUUGAAUAGAGUAUAAUAGAUAAAAAUAUACAUAAAUGUGAAGAAGGGACUAUUAUUUAGGCAGAGAGAAGGUGAAGGAGGGCUGGGGUAGAGAGUGGAGGGGCAGUAGGGAUACGGCUCAAUUUAUCCCAAUCCUAUGGUCAACUUAACCCAUAUACGAGGUAAGUUGACCAUAGGAGACCACUUUUUUUUGGCAUGCUAUAUUAUCAAGACAGUUAUGUUAACACUCAUUCUGUUGGUUUGCAGGGAUGCACAACAUCUUGAAAUAUAUGCAAAUACACUAGUUAGAGACAAAACUAUGAUUGUCUAGAUGUAGUGAUCUGAAAUAUGAAAUAUGUCUCAUCUUACCCCACUCUCCCCUACUUUCUAAACAAAGUCCACAGUUGUUCUGGCAUGUUUCAAAAGGUCCAGGGUACCAAACAUCUAUUAUGAUCCAGACUGCAUCUAUACAUCAAGCAGAAACCAUUAACAAUCAAAUAACUCCUCCAUUUAUCAAGCAUGGCCGUUAAGAAUUAUUAAGUGUGCAUUUUGACACUUUGACUUCCACUUCCACUUACCCCACGAGAAAACAAGUGAGUGUCCCUUUAAUUUGAACCAAGCCCUGUGGGGAUUCAGCAGCCGACUCUCAGCCUGGAAUGCUGCUUCGUCGUUUGAAUGCCAGGGAACACAACAAAAAAAAAGAAACAACAAUGUGGGACACUUGUUGCUGUUGAUAUCAAUGGCCAAACUUAUGAAUCCACCUAACGGAAAAACUACUGAACCUCUCGGAUGCAGCUGAGUUGGAUAAACUUGGGUGUCGUUAGGACGGUAAGACUGAGAAACUGGUCUCCAGCGGGAUCAGGUGGAGGAUUCCCGUUUGUUUCGCUCAAUGGACUUUUCGGGCAUCCUGACCGCUAGCUUAGCAGUUUAAUGCUAUCAUAGCCACCCAACGGCUUUUUAUGUUAUCUUUGUGACGGCUCUGACUUAGUUUGAUAAUUACUGAAACUUCUCAAGUCCUACCUUGUCUGUGUUGACAAAACAUGCACAAAAUAUAUCCCUGUAACUCGCAUCACAAAGCUAGCUGUCGAUUAGCCACUGAGCGCUAGCCCGUUAGCCCAACCGCUUCCAUUUGAAAAACAAGGGUAUUUGGAUCAGCAGUGAGCUUUAAUUAGCUUUAAGCUAGAGUUUAGAGAAACGAAGGACACCCUAUAUAUUCGCAUCUGAAUUUGCUGCAGUCUGUCUUUGGUUUUGCUUUUUUUAACGUUCUGGUGUGUUUGUUUCUACUUUUCCACUCUCUGUAAACUAUAAAGCUCAACAGGUGGAUGCUAGCUAACAUUAGCCUGUAAGAGAUAACGUGUUGUGUAGACAAAGUCAACCGAGUGGUUUUUGCAACCUGCUCUUAUAAUAGCCUUUCAUAGCAUUGGUACAUUAUAAAAACAUCUUAAUAGAAACUUUAUCCGGUUGUUUAAUCGCCUCAGGUCGAAGCCACUGUCAGUGAAUAACUGUGUGGAGUAUUUGUUGUCCUCUCAGCCCGUUAUAGUUCAGACUAGGCUGACCGGUUUGAUAAUAUAGUAUUCCCCUGUUCCCGUCGUAUUACAUUCAUUGAUGAGUGUCAAAUUCUUGACUCCUUUCCUUUUGUUUCCUCUGACUGGGCUUCUCUCUUACUGGGUCACAUGGAGCUAAUUGUGCUUGGCAGGUCUGCCGGUGCAUAACAGCCCACUCCACUGACUCUGGGUCUCACCCAUCUCACCCUGUUAGCACACCACUUGUCCAUGCAUCACUGCUUUGCUUCCAGCAUGCUUGCCUCUCUGGGUGUUUGCCUUGAACACGAAUUAAGGCCUGACUGCCUCCACGUCUCCUUAGAAUACUUCUCUGUAGAUUUUCCCUCUUAGAACUGUUAUUACAACUAUUAUGAUCAGCCAGUUCUUGUCAUGGUGUAAUAGAUCUAAUGACAGGAUGCUUACCCCACUCUCCCCUACUGAAUGUUUAAUAAUGAAAAAAAAAAGAUCACACUUCAGUACACAAACACUCACAACAUCCUUAAAAACAAAUGCAAAAUAGAGUUAUCAUCUGUCUGAUCAUGUCAACAAAAUCUGAGGAUGUAGAAGCUUCCUGAAAGUAGAAUUUAUGGUCUGUCUGUUAAAUUGAAUUGCUGUAGUUAACCCAGGUGCUCAUAAUGUUAUACCUGGUUGAUGUAUUUCUGCCUCAGUUUUCCCCUAGCAUGAUCCUUACGCAUCAUACCUUUGAUUGUGAUUAUGACCCUUUUUGGGAAAGAGGAGUGACCAGCAGAUAUCUUUCCCUGCGCUGACUACAAAUCCCCUCAGGCCUCAGUUCUUCUCUUUCACUAGCUGCUUCAGAGCCUUCCUCAGGAGUCGAUGUUUUUGUCACUGAUGCGUCAGGAAUUUAAGGUAACAUUUUGCACACGUGCAUGCAUGGAUGCAUCACAUAGGAAGAAGGCAGUGUUAGUUGUUGACUGACUACUGUAACAGAGUUAUACUUUUACCCAGCUGUUGUGAUAUUGUUUCUUCUUUGUUGCUCUGUACCACCAUUUGUGGCAGAACUGCAAGCACACAAGGGUCUGAGACGGAUUUAUUCUGCAACAAGAAUAGUAUGAGGAAACCACAGAAAAUAGUUGGGUUAACCAGAUAUUGAGGUUACUUCCCUUGAGAUUAAGGAUGCACUGAUGUAUUGGUUGAACAGCGAUAAUGGCAAAUAUCAACGCUGUCGUUGACUGACAUAGCACACUGGCAAAUAAUGUGUCAUGAACUGAUGACAGUAGCCAAUGAUAUGUAUCCUGUAGCAUACGCUCUGUAUAUUCAUCCCUGUGAAGUAAUUCUGGGAAGCUAUUAACCCUUACUGCAUUUUCAGAGGAUUUUUCAUUCAGCAGAAGAAGUCCCCUGCUGGACAAAAUGAUAUUAUUUAAAAAUCAAAUAUAAUAAGAAAUAUGUGCAGUGCAGGAACAUGCAAAACCUCUGAGAAAGAUCAGUGACAUGCAGUGUGUACGACAUGUUCCAUAAACAUUUAAGAGAUGCGUUAAUGUGGACGGAUAUUGUGAAGUCUGUACACUUCCACAAUUCAUUGGAAUUAGCCUGCGAAGCGAUUUCUUUGGAAAUUCUAGCUACACCCACACUGAAUCUUGAAUUUGACAGGCUAUAUGAUAAGACCCUCAACUGCCCUGUCGUCUGAGUUAAUAUUUACCCUGGAAACCUCCACCUCCUCCUUUAGCUCAGCUGAAUCCACCCUCCUGUAAGAUAACAAGUGAAUACUCUUGUUGUUUUCUUGGAUAGUUUCUUUUCACAGUGGUUUGCUAGACGUCAAAUGUAUUUCUGGUUCAUCGACUGACUUACCAAACUGCACAUUGCUACACACCACAAAUGUGCUUUUUGUGUGAUAGGGAAGUCACCAGUCAGCAGAUGUUGGGUGUGGUGGUGGUUUUUGACGGGGGCUGAGUGUCCCGUGGAAUCAGCUGCAAAACCACAGCACUGCUGCUGACAUGAUGACAGGGUGACUGGAAGUUAUCACAUCGCUCAAGAGCGGCAGAGGCGGUCAACACUUGUCUGUUAUGUCCACCUGAUAAUGAGAAGUCCCUCUGACGGUUUAACGCAGGCCUGAUGCGUGGACAGUGCCUUCCAUAAUUUUGUUUUUUAAGAGGCUGUUGUAUAUUUUUACCCAUGUUUCUGUUGCCAAACCCUGAGGUUGUCCACAGCUGCUGCAAAUUGUGAUUGCUGACUGGUUUUGUGAUAACAGCAAACAGAAAAAAACAGUGUUAUUGCUGAUGUUGGGAUGUUUUUACUUGCACUCAGUAGGAAUCAUUUUAAAUGCACUUCCUGCAUUCCCAAACAGAUAUAGCUUAGUUUUAGUUUCAUCAGUGAUAACCUCUAGUGAUGUUGUUGCACUGGUAUCACUUUUUAUUCCAGCUAAAUCUGCUCACCUAUCAGUUUCUCUUAUCUAGUCCUGUUCUUCGUAAUGCCUUUGCCAGCCCUUUCCCAUCAGUGCAUUUCAGCUUUGUUAAAGAUGGACUUCAGGCUUGAGAGAAGCUUUAUUAGACAGUGAAGGAUGUUGGACUGUUUUUCUUUUUUGAAUGAAAGACCCGGCCUCACAGUGAGUAAAUCUCUGCACGUUAGUUUGCCAAGUGGAAAACUCGGGAAUUCUCUGGCUGCUUGACUGCUGAUGAGUCUGUUGGAUUACCUUUGAUGACCUUUGUGUCCUUCUCUACAAGUAAAAAAAAAAGAAAACUCUGUAGUCUCAGGAAUGAGUGCAAUUAGAUAAGUAAUGAAAUUUAUUAAAAAGUGUCUGAAUAAAAUGUUUCCCGCUAACAGUUCUGGACUGACCUAUGUCUGUGUUGGAUUCAGCAGGCUCUUACUGGUCCAGAAUUAAGUGUAGCUCUGCAGGAUCCUGCUCACUGAAAGAAACAGCAGCACUGCUGCUGAAGAUUAUUCAGAGGCCACUUUCUGUUUUCUUUUCGCUCAGCUCAGCCAGCAACUGUUCAUUUAUUACUAGAAAGAGGGGGGCAGGCAGGGGGCAACAGUGAGAGAUCAUAAGCGAUUUGAUGUAGCAGGAAAGGUUAGGACUGGGUACAAUAGAUUGAACAAUAAAGUAGAAAAUAGACUAGGUCAUCAGUUUCUGUGAAAUAGUCUUUAUUUCUCACCACUUCAACCACACUAAACUAUUACUGUCUUUCCUGCCUACCUACAGAGACGAGGUUUUUGGUCAUUGUCUGCUUUGUUAGAGCACACAGUAGAGGAGAGUGCAGUAGAGGCCUUUACUGUAGACUGUAGAGCAGUUAGUGGAAGUUACUAGUGUGUUGUUCACUGCAGCACCGCCUUUGUUAACAAGCUAUUCAGUCAGAUUCAAAUAAUUACCAGACUGUCAAGUGUUCAGUGUUAAGAAACAUCUUUAUUUUGUUGCUUGUUAGAGGGUUGAAGUUUAUUUAUUUAUUUAUUUCUGAGUCAUGAUAUUUUCCAGUAUCGACCCAGUAAUUCAGUCAGCUGGAUUAUGUUUUAAAUAUUUGCUGCUGGAGAUCCGACAGUUGAAUACGCCAACCCUCUUUCCCCUGAUCAGCUGCUACAAAAAGGAGCGUCUCCCCUUUUUUGUGUGAAUAUCCAUUUUUGCACUUGCACACAUCCCAAAUAUAUUGUGCAUUGAAGGCCAUGUGUUUCUUGUCCACGUCAGCCUGGUUUUCCUGGCAGGGUUGGGAACUGACUUUGCAUAGUGCUAACUUUAUUUGUUUAGUCACCCGGGAAAGCUUGUGUUGCUUACCUUAUACAGUAAGUAGCCAGGCUGAACGAUUGUUUUGUUUUGUCUGGCUGGUAAUUUAGUAAAGUAUGGAGGAGAGAAGUCAGUCACUGCUGCAUGUUUUAUGAAACAGCUCCAUGUAUGAGAAUCAGCUGGGAUACAUUCAGGAAUUGUAUUUGAAACUGAUAAGUAACAAGGGGGAUCAUGACCCUGCCUAUGCUGUGUUUUGUGUCUUACAAUGGCAAACAUUAUUCAUUUGAGUUACCAGGUCAUUUGUGUUUCUUCAAUCUUAAAUUUGAUGAUGAUGAAAACUCAGUACAAAAACAAAUGUUUGACAUGCUGAUUCUCAAUAACAGCAGCUCUGCCGCCCUUCAGGCGUCUGUUUCAGCACCUGAGCAAAGCUUUGUCUGAAUCACAGCAUUUCUUUCCCCAACCCUGCCUUUAGGGGUUGCUGGGUUGCAAUUUCAAACAUGGUUUACUGUUUCAUUGUUCCUCAUCCACUACUGUCUCGGUGUAUUCUGUAACCACUAACUCUGUGCUUGUGUUUUUCAGAUUGUGCUGUAAACGUCCACAAGAGCUGCAAGUCUCUGCUGGGUGAGUGCACCAGCAGCAAGAAUAAGGUAAACACCGCCACACUACGCUAAGGGCUACUAUAACUAAUGAGAUGACAACCUUGCACUAUUACUUUCUUAGGGUACUUUAACUGGUUAUGCAGGUGUAGGUGGUCAAACCCACCCUCAGUAGACAAUGACCUUGAAAGUGAAAGAAAAACCAAACUCAAAACGAAGGUUUGCAUCAAUCAGAGCUUUGUUUACCAGCAGAUACAGGAUAGCAUCAUGGAUACCAGUGUUAUGAUAACAAGGCUGUACACCCCAAUGGACUGAGAUCAUUCUUUUUUCUUAGGGAACUGUAGUUCUGAAUAAUAAAGCACAUGUUCAGUAACUCCAGCAGCUUACACUUCAGCCCACUCCAUGCAGGAUGAGUAGUAGCCCUCAUCUUCCUUUUUGCAAAUGCUGCUGACUCAUGAUGUAUCAACCACAUAAAUGUGACAUCUGAUGUAUGGAUUGGUCUCAGCUAACCUUCAUUUCAAUAAAACCCAAACCAGCUUUGUGAUUCAGGAUGUUCCAGUAUUGAUCUAGUUUUAUACAAACAAAGACAGGAUGAUUGUGACUCUUGCUCUAAAUAGAUUUCUCCAUCUUUGGCCUUUUGUUUUUGGUAGUCUUGCUAAGUGUACCUGUAGGGUCAAAUUUAAACUCAUUGUUCUGUGAUUUUAUACUGUAAGAAAAGGAUUCAGCCCCAAAUCUUUUAGACUUGGUGAAGGAGGACGACAGGUGUGUUAAAAUGAUUGUGCUUAGUUAUAUUUUAAUCUUUAUCCAGCACCAUGUUUUUACAAUUGAAUAAAGGCGCCUACUGCACUUGAAGCCAAAGCUGUAAUUAUGCUCUUAAGAAGGUGUAUUUUAGCUAUCUUUCCACGUAGCAACAAAGCCUGCACAUCCAUCUACCUUAGCACCUCAACUGAGAAGCUUAAAUCCAAUUUUGGCAGAGCUUUGCGUUUUUUCAGCGGAGGACGUGUAAGACAACCUGACUUCAGAUUACACACCUCUGUCCACUCUUAUGAAUCUGUCUGAGGGGGACUUGUUGGCCGUGUGAGCAGUCUGGUCUAUUUGAGGAGGAACAGAAAAGAGUGUAAUUUUUAGACAUUUUAUAAUCUGUCACUCAUCUGAUGAAAGCUUUGGAGAAGUGUCUUUUUAAAAAAAUGCUCUGUCUUCUUUAUAUCUUCCCUACAGAGAGAGACUCUUACAAGAACUGGCUCUACAGGAUCGCCGAGCCUUGGUAAGCAUCAUGUGUUCAUACAACUCAGCCCCUUUAUGAAUCUUUCGGACCAGAGUUUCAGCUGCAUUCUGGGAGGAUACACUGAAUAUAUAAAUAAUGAUUGCAGUCCCACUUUUGCCAAUUAAAAAGCUGGUUGCCUCUCUGGGGGUCUUCAGAGGAUUAAAAUCUCUACAUGGAAACAUCCCUUUGCUUUUCCUCAGUGUGUGCGUGUGUGUGUGUGUGUGUGUGUGUGUCAGCUUACACACUAAGCCUUAAGGGAGAAUUCAGUUUACAACAGGAUACUCUGCAGUGGUGAUGAUUAUCAGUUUUUAAGGGGAGACAGGUGAUUUAUUUAAAAGGAUUUUUCAUUUCUACAAUAUUUUCACUUUAAAACUGUUUUGAUGGAAGACCUUUUGACUCCUUUACCUUCUAACCCACGAAAUUUCAAUCAGUGGUAAUUGUAACUUAAAGCCGACUCUCUUACGUGUGAACAAACCCAUUGGAGACUUGAGUGGCUGCAGCAGUGGCGGCUUAAGUUAAUCUUCUUUGGCAGUUGUUAUUCUCUUUUGAACAGCUGGAAUCUGUCCAGCCGCACCUCGUCUCUCCUCAUGUCCUUCUCUGGUCAAUCAGUAGCUUGGUUUGCACAUGAUGCAGAGGAUAGAUGUUGGUUUUUUGUCAGCUUUGUCUAAUCAAACUGCAUCGAAACGGGGCAAAGAAGCACCACCACUUCUCCCAGCUUGAGACGAUGGAGCAAAUAGUUGUAAACAGUCCACAAAACCAUAGUGGCCUGUUAAAAUUGCUACAGGAUUUAGAAAUCAUCCCUCUCUCUUCACCUCUUUCAGCCUCAUCAUAGAGUCUAUUUAGUUCUGUUUGUGUUCAGAGUAUAAAUGCAUGUUUUUCCAAUCUGUGCAUCUAUGUAAGAUGAACAAAAAUUCAGAUCUGUCAGAUAACUCCAGUUCUUCUUCCAAACUCUCCCAUGUCCUCCAUUCAACUGUCUUUCUUCUGUCCUUUCCAGCACUGAAAGACCGGGAGAGAGAGCGAGAGCAGUCAGGCCCAGCCUCAUCACAGGGCCUGAAUGGCCAUCCUGGUUUUCUCAGCACCCCAGGCAUGACCAUUAGUCAGUGGGGACCAACCAGUCAGCCAACUGCCACCCAUACCACCAGCUCCACUGCAGCCCCUUCUUUCAGCGCUGGUCACAGCCUGCGUCACCACAGCAGCUCAGGGUGAGAGCAUCUUCUUUGUCAGCGAGAGUAUUUAUUCAAGUGAAAGGCAACGUAGCUUUUUCCCCUGAAACUAGUAAACCUGUCAAAAAGAUUCUGAAGGUGAAGAAGUUUAAACCAACAAAGAUGAACCCCUGUUAACGUUUACAGUAUCUACUGUAUGUUAAUGCUGGAUAUUUUUAGAUACUCAGCCGCUUGAGUACUAUUUUCUCUGUGCUAUCACAAGAUGUGUAUUUAUAGUUGAUAUAUCAAGGCAGGCUGUCUUUACUAAUAUAAAAGCCUUUUGAAAAGGAGUCUAGACGGUUCCCAGAAGCGGACUAUUUUUUUCCUGUGCAUUGCUAGGAAAAGUAUGUGGAGAGAUGAGGAGGAAGAAGGAGAGAGAAAGAGAGAGAGACAAAAGCAUAGGGUAGGUGAAAGCAGGCACAGACGGCAGGUAGCCACAGAUGAGCAACAAUAAGUAGGAAAGAAAAAUGUAGCUUCUUAGGUAAUUCUUUUGUGUCGAGGUUUAACUGAUUGUUUUGAGGCUUUAAAUGCAAAUGUGGGCUGUUCAGGCUGCUAUCAGCUUGUGGGAUUAAGUAGUGUCUGUGUCAGCAUGUAUGCCACCUUGGACCUGUGGUUGUCAUCCCUCAGAUCCCUCCCCGGGGAGAUGGAUGAGACAGAUGCUCUCCGCUCCAAACGCUACAAUGAAGAUGCCAUUUCCCUCGCCCCCUCCACCACAGAGUCUAUCAUCGUUGAAGGUGAGUUAACCCAAAGAUUUGGGGGACAAGACCUGGAUUUCAACACUUGCACUUUGAACUGAACUGAGGGAGUUUUUUAGGUGCUAACAAAACUUUCUGUCAAUCUGUUUAUUCCUCUGAGAUCCAUGCAGCUGGAGUGCAGAGUUCUUGUUAAUCUCGAAGGAGUUUUCUCAAAUCCAGGGAGGAGAGGGUGUGGGGUGUAUUUUGUGAAGUCAGGAGUGACCUCAGCCUCUCUCAUUAAGCUGGAUUGUGUGGGAGAGAGUGGUGCAGGCUAACUUGAAACUAGCAUAGCCACUUAAAAAGAGAAACAGCGCAACACCUCUUUCUACCAGCUUCCUUGUUUCUGUUUGGUUUUUGUUUGUCCACCUUGUUUGGCUUUGCUGAUAAGGUCAACGAAGGUCAGGUUUUUUUAAUGCUAAUUCAGCACUGCCAAACCUGUAAGUCUGCAAUGAACUGCUUCGAACAUUUAUAUUCAUUUUUGGCUUUCCCUAAAGGCACAUCACGCAAAAGUUAUCACUGAUUGGUUACAAUUGAUAGAAAUUAAAGACGGUUAUGUAAAGGUUAUCUAAAGACAUGUUACUUGUCGUCUUCUACUGGAUGCUGUAUGUAUACAUGAGCCACAAUUACUUCACAGUUUGUGUCCAGAAAGGGUUUUUAUAUUUGACUUUUCUUUUUUGCUCAUUAUACUUCUGAAACAAAUCAGUAUUUUUGAUGUCUCUGCUCCCUUCCUCAGAUGCUCACUAUGCGGCAGUGCGGGCUGAUCUGGAGUCUGAUGCCCAGGACCUGGAGGCAGAGUCAUGGAGUAUGGCAGUUGACCAGCAGUAUGUGAAGAAGCACUCUAAAGACACGGUGAAGAGACAGGAUGUGAUAUACGGUAAGUUUAGUCCCCUCCAUGAAACGGCUGUCACGGAUGUUGACUGUGUUGCUGAUCAGAAGUGGACAGUUUUGAUUCACUGUCAUCCUGGUCUAUCAGGGCUGCACACACGCUGAAAGUCAUCUCAACCGCAUUACAUUGUGGACCAUUUUUGGAAGUUGAACAGACAUUUAUUAUCAUUAUUAAUGCAGAAGAAUUAGUCUUUCAUAUUUUCAACUCUCUUUCUCUGCAUUCAAACCUGGUCCUGGUGAAAAUCUGUCUGGUGUGUUAUGCUUUUUGAAACUUAUUUAGCCUCAGUCAGAGAGCUGUCUCUUCCUCUGAACUCGUCUGACUAUUUUUGUGUGCUGAUCUCAAAGUCUCGAGUCCCCUGAGGUCCGAGAUGUGAGUGACAACUCUUAAAAAAGUAAAUUCAUUGAUUAAUUACAAAGUUCCUUUUUAAAAGAUGAAAGAUCUUUUGCUAUUUCUGCUAGGAUUGGUGGAUAUGAUUUAUGCUUGAUUUAAAGUACAGCUUUAGUGAAAGGAAAAAUAUGGGAAAAUAGGUUCUGGAGGGUUUGGAUGAGAUGAAGCACCUGUCAUUACAGUUCAUAUGAUUACAUGUUUUCACCUGUACCCUUAUGUCGCUGUUCAGAGCUGAUGCAGACAGAGAUGCACCAUGUACGAACACUGAAGAUCAUGCUGCGUGUGUACGUCCGGGAAUUGAAGGAGAACCUCCAGAUGGACUCCAGCAGGCUCGAGUGCCUGUUCCCUCGCUUGGAAAACCUCCUUGAGCUUCACACACAUUUCCUGUCUCAACUCAAAGAGCGACAGCGAGAAAACCUUGUCUCCCCGAAUGAAAGAAACUACACUAUCAACAGAGUGUCAGACAUUCUGAUUGCACAGGUGAGGAGAAGCGAGACAGAGGCCCUAACAAGAGCAUGCAUGAAUAGAAAUGACAGUUCUCUUUUGUUCCUCAGUUCUCAGGCGAAAUAGGUGAAAGGAUGAAGGACAGCUAUGGAGAUUUCUGCAGUCACCACACGGAGGCUGUCAGCUACUACAAAGAGCAGCUGCAAAACAACAAAAAGUUCCAAAACAUCAUACGGGUAAGACAUAUGAGCAGACGUCUGAUAUUUUUCUACAGUAUCUCUGAAGUGCAGCACAUCCAAUUCACAGUCAGUCUGGGAAAUGUCAGAAUAAUGUCUCUGUCUCUUCAGAAAAUUAACAACUUGGCCAUUGUGCGGAGGUUAGGAGUGUCUGAGUGUAUUUUGCUGGUGACGCAGCGCAUUACCAAGUACCCUGUACUAGUGGAGCGUAUUCUGCACAACACAGAAGGUAACUUAAAGUACUCACCAUCAUAAUUGAAAAACAAACACCCAUAUGUUCAGCCAGAAACGACCUUGUGCUGACUCUAAAAUGGACUUUAUUUCCUGUGUUUAGUUGGCACUGAGGAGAAUGAGGAUCUGACUCGGGCUCUGGGCCUGAUUAAAGACACCAUCGUUCAGGUUGACGCGCUGGUUAAUCUUCAUGAGAAAAACUCUCGACUCAGAGACAUACACAACAAGAUGGAGCCAAAGGCGCUGGGGAAAAUCAAAGAUGGCAGAGUGUUCCGCAGGGAGGACCUGGCUCUGGGAAGGAGAAGGCUACUGCACGAGGCCACGGUCAACUGGAAAGCUGCGUCUGGCAGGCUAAAAGGUAUGACUUUACCUUAAAUAGUUUAUUUUACUGAUCUGUAAAUUGUAUAUUGUAAAUGCUUUGUAAUAUUUCUGAGUGAAUAAAUAUUGAAGAAAGGAGGCUGAGGUCCAGAGGGGUUAUUCCAUAUUUUUGUCCUUACAGAUAUUCUUGCAGUGCUCCUGUCAGAUGUGCUACUUUUGCUACAAGAAAAGGAUCAGAGAUAUGUUUUUGCUACAGUUGUGAGUAUUUUCUUUCUCUUUCUAUGACACCCUCUCUACAAAUACUCACAUGAAUGUUGUACUAUGUGAGCAGGAGCAGAAUUAAGGAAGUGAUUCUAGGUUAAACAAGCACAUCCUCCCGUCUUUUUUUUGUCCUCUUUUUCACCCAGGACAACAAGCCAUCAGUAAUCUCCCUUCAGAAGCUGAUAGUCAGAGAAGUGGCCCAUGAAGAGAAAGGCAUGUUUCUUAUCUGUGCGUCCUCCAAUGAGCCGGAGAUGUAUGAAAUCCACACAACCUCCAAGGAGGAGCGGAGCAGUUGGAUGGCACAGAUACGGCAAGCUGUCGAGAGGUAGCUACAGCAAUACGAUGAGGCAAAACAUUUCUGUUUUACCCUUUUUUUAACAUUUUAUGAUAACUAGAAAUUUAGAAAUUUCAAGGAACCUUACUCACCUUGCUUCAUUUGUCCUGCCACCUAUAACACCCUGUCUCUUGUAGUUGUCCUCAUACAGAAGAGAGGCUGUUCAGCGAGCAGGAAGAGGCCAGAGCUUUCAGGUUUAAAGAAUUUCAAGGUAACUGCAGAAAAAGUCAAUAGACAUUCACUGAAUGAAACAGGAGAAUUGCACGUGGUUGGCCACCAGGGGGCGAUCAUGUAUCAUAGUAAACUUAACCUGUUACAGGUGGUUUUGACUGUUUUUCUGCAACUUUUCUGAAUUUUUGAAUGAUAUUGAGACUGCAAAAUUGUUUUUUUUUCUUUGCAAAAUCUGUUUAAACCCUUUUAGUUUGAAUAUAUCUGGAGGAUGGAGGCCUCUGUGGGAUGAAACCUUACACCUGUCGUCUCUUAUUCUGUUUUUUCAUUUGUAGAACGUCUGAGUCAAAAGGAUGCAGUGAUUGUCCAAGCUCUCACCGACAAGCUGCAGCUGUUUGCAGACAUGGCAGAGUCUGUGGCAGGUCUAGAGGAAACUGCCGCACGUUCUAGACUUCUUCUUCGAGGAGAUGCCUCAGACCUCCAGCAGGGGGAGACCCUGCUCAAAGGAGCCAUCACUGAAGGUAGGCCACUGCUGCAGGAUAUGUGUAUUAGCUCUGAUCUGGAGGCAUGGCACUAUGGUGUUGUGGGAAUUCAGCGCACAGAUUCCUCAUCUUCAUGUCUUUGCUUUGCUUCCUGCUGCUCAGCUAUAAAUCACCAUGUAGCGGCACUGUUUACCUUGAACCUUUCCAACUUCAUUUCUUGUUCCCAUCAGUUGAGAACCUCCAGAACCUGCUGCAGUCUGGAGUGAGAGAAGAGUCUCCAAUCCCCCAUCUGGAGGAGGGGAGCAGCUCUGGGGUUCUGCCCAGGCGAGCAGAUACUUUCGGGGGCUAUGACAGCAGCCCCACUAUCCUCAGCAAGAGUGAGUCCUGUACAAACCAUGCCCAGAGGAAGUCUGCUUUUUAACAGAUGUGCCGCUGUAUCUCAGUGACCUUAAGAAAAGAUGAACUAUGAAUAAAUUGGACACAUUUUUGAAAGAUGUGUAUGGUUUUCUUACUUUCUCGGCAGCAGAGCCAACAAAUCAAAAGCGGUGUCCAGCUUCUAUCUCUGUAUUUUUAUACGUAUGUUUAUGUUUGGUCGAUGCAGAAUUUGUCCUUGUCUAUUUUUCUGUGUUUCAGUCCGGUUUAAUUAUUUGUGUGUUUGUCACUGUUUGUUUCUCUGUGUGUGUUUAUGUGUCCGUGCCAGAUGGCAGCGUAAAGAAGAACUUUUCUGGCGAGUCCAGAAACAGAGACAGGAGCCAGAGAGCCAGCUCUGACCCUCAGCUCAAAGACCUGUGUGGCAGCCACACCCUGGAGCAGACGGUAGGGGCUCAACAUAAACACACAUACACACACACACAGACAGGCUGUAAAUCCUUGAGAACAGUCAUAGUAUUACUUCCUGUAAGAAGUCAUAACCAAACCAAGUCGUCUGGAAAGUUUCCACAUGCUGAUGUUCACUUCAACCCUGCUCUCACAGAUCACAUCAUUUGUCUACAUGAAGAUAAAACAUGGAUGUGAAUGUUCUCAUAGCAUACCAGAACAUCACAGUCAUGCUGAUUUAGCCGACGAAACGGAACAAGUCUUUUCUGUUUCCUGAGAAUAAGUGAACACCUUCAAAAAAACAGAUUUUCUUGAUUGUUUUCCAAACUUUACUAAGCUGUGAUUUGUUGUUUUUAUAAUCAUAGGAUUUAAAAAGGUACUUUUUUUUCAAUAGCAGUGAAUAAAUUGAUCUAUACUUCAUUCCCUCUCAUCUCAACUCUCUUGUCAUGGUUGUGAAAAUAAGGUCUCACAGAGCAACAAAAGCAUGACGUUUUGAAGCGACUUCACAGAACUGUUUGGGUGUCUUGUUUUCGAUGUCGUUUCAAUAGCAUGACUUGCUGCCUGUCUGUCUGGCUUGUUGUUGCUCAGGUUGAUGAAAGCUGCUGCUCUCCUGCCAGAUGGAACAGCAUCUGGUCAAACUCCUUCCCUGAGGCUGAGGUAAACUUCUCCUCUCUAAUCUAUCACCGUAGCUCUGCUGGAGUUGAUAUUUUAUAGCUGAGUUGAGAAAAUGGAAUAAUGAGGAGUAAUCUGUGUACGGUUUUAUUUGAUUAAAAAACUUUACCUGUGUCUUCGUCUAGUUCUUUGACAGAGUGCUGAUGCUCUCCCAAAGGCUCUAUAGUCUGCAGGUAACACAGUCCCUACCACUGCUUAUAAACGUUGAACACCUGUGUCAUCUGUGUUUAUUGUUAAAAAGCACAUUUACAUACUUUAGACAAAGUCCAAGUUUCCUCUCAGUUAACUUGUCAUUUUUCCAUGGCCCGUGUUCCCAUCUUUAGGCUAUCAUAUCACAGCAGGACAGUCACAUUGAGCUGCAGCGUGCCUCGUUGACAGAGCGUGCCUCCCUGCCAGGCCGUCACAGAGGAAAUGUGCUUCUGGAGCAGGAGAAACAGAGGACGCUGGCCCUGCAGAGAGAAGAGCUGGCCAGCUUCCAUAAGCUGCAGUCCCAGCACCGGCAGGAGCAGCAGCGCUGGGAGAGAGAGAGGGAGAGGCACCGGCAGCAAGUGGAGGCCACUGAGGCUAGACUCCGACAAAGAGAGGAGGAGUGCAGGAAGCUGGAGGUAAAGUGCCCAGUUCUUCCUUAGGAUGUGUAGAUGGGGCUGUGUGAUAUAUCCAGUGUCAAAACAUUGCAGCUUGCUCCAUAUGGAACAUAUAAUAUGCUGUACCACAACCAGUGAGUGUCCUAAAAACGGUAACAUGGAUGUUUGACAAGACUGUGAUUUUCCCCCUUUUUGCAUUCAAAAAAAGAGAAAAAAGUCCAAGUUCCAAAGGUCUGCUCGAAUUAUACCAGUGUCACUUUACGCAUGAAAGGGUAGAUUUUGACAGUACAUAGUAAUUCACAUAGGAGUUAUGAAAUAUGAUUAAAUUAAAGUGAUAAAUAUCCAUAGUCUUCACUCCAAUAUUACUGUUUCUUUCGGUGCAGGAGCAUUUAGCAGAAGAGAGGAAGGAGCUAGAGAUUCAGAGGGAGAAAUACCAGCAGGAUCUGGAGAGGCUGAGAGAGUCCACCAGAGCGGUGGAAAAAGAGAAGGAGCGCCUGGAGCACCAAAAGAAGAUCAAGAGGAAGACUAUUGAGGUGAGAAACCCUGAACAAAACACAGAUUAUCUGAAACCAAGGAAUCACAGUGUAUCUUAGUGCCUGAGAAAAGGCUCAGCAGACAUGAUAAGACGAGCAAGCUUGUUUUCAUGAGCUGUUUUUAUUGGUGUGUUUAAUUUACUCUGGCUUAUUGACUAAGGAAAGGUAGGCUUUAUUGACAAAUGGUCGUAUAAAAAUGGAAUCACUACAGCUGGUUAAUGACCGUUUGGAAAGUAAACCCUUUAUUGAUGGUCAUAAAAGGUUAUAUUACUGCACCUGUAAAGUGUGUAUAAAAAAAAGAGUGGAAAUGAGGACAAGGGCGAGAGAAGUGAAACCAAGAUAGAUGGAUUUGGUGACAUUUAGUCACACUGAUGAGGCAGAAGAAGAGACUUUUCAGUGUCUGUUGUGUGACUCUUUCUAAACAUCCUCUCUUUGCCUUUCUCUCUCCCUUCCUUUCAGCUUUGUAUAAAUCUUAGUUUCACAUCUGAAGUACUCUGAAUAUGAAACUCUGCCUUCACCCCCACAGCCUGUUUCAUAAAUAUUAAUGUAUAAUGCUGAGUACACACACACACACAGCUGAUUACAUCUCUGACCACUCACACGAGGAAUCCACCUACGCAAGGAGCAGUCUUUCUCUUCCCCUCUGUUUCUUCCCUCUAUGUCCUGUGUUGUCUUACAUGUAUCCGUCUUUCUCUCUUUGCGGUACAAUGCGGGCCAUUGUUUGUGAGUUUCAUGGGAGAGGGACUUUUAAAAAGACACACUGACUGUAAUUUCAUGCCUGGUGCUAACAGAUCUGUGGAGCAGUGACAGUGAAGUUACCUAAUAUCAGCCCUCAGUGUUUUUUAAAGGUGUGUAUCACCAUCGCUGAGGAGACUUUACCUUUUCUCGGUUCGAAAUUAAGAGUUUUUGACUUUCAGUUGAUGUGAUUUUAUUUUAUUUUUCAGAAAAUGAUUUUUUAGCCAAAAUAUUGCAAAAUGAACAAAUCACAAGAAUAAUUGUCUGUGCUGGAAAGAAAUCAAAUAAGAGAGCCCAGAAGCUUACCAGAGGUCAAGAGGUCAGGCUUAUUACACUCUAGGGCCCGGCUGAUAUGGAUAUUUUGGGGCUGAUGCCGAUACCGAUGAUUAGGGAAGAAAAAAAUCUAAUUACUGAUUAAUCAGACGAUUUUUAAAUUUUUUAUGAAGUUUUAAAAUUUUGUUAAUUUAAGUAAUUUAUCAACAUAUUUACUUAUUUUUUAACAAAUGGCUGCUUUUGAGCCUUUCAAACACUUCUCAGUGACGUUAACCUCACUAAAAAUCCACGUAUUUAUCAUGAAUCAAACUCAGACCAGAAAAGCAUUUUCAACUUUUGGCAGAUUACCGAUUAGUCUCAAACGGGCUGAAAUUGGCUGAUUUAAUCGGCUCGUUGAUAAAUCGGUCAGGCCCUAUUAUACUCUGUUUAACAGUUUGUAUUACAGUGUUUCUCAGGGUUUGGCUGUUAGGUCAUUUCACUGAUAAUAUAAAACCUUCCUGACAUGAUUUGAACUUAAACUCAUUUAUACCUAGAUGAAAAAUUCAUAUUGUCUUCAGGAUUAUAUUUCCCUUUUAUCAUGUUACAGUGUUGCUCUUUAUAGUGACCUGAGCUAUCAUCGUCACCCCUCAAAUCCACAUUAUUUCUCUUCACUCUGGACUCUUUGUGUCCGUGCUCAGUGAAUGUUUGAACAAGCCUGUGUGUACUUUCGUCCGUCUGCUAUUAGGGAUCCAUUCCAAGAGGAGAAGUGUGAUCAUGAAUGAUAGCUCCAUUACCUGGGUUCAGUUUCUGUCAUCAGGUUGGCGUUUGACACACCUCAUGAUGAGACUCGUGACUAAUGCUCCCUCGUAUUCAAAGCCAAAACUUUCAGCUGGAUGAGUCAGUUUCUCUCCUGCUUUGUUAGCAAAAAUAUGAAUAAGUGCACAAAAGACGGGGAUUUUCUUCCCGUGACAUUUGGCUGAUCAAACCCUUUUUAUCCAGUGUUGAACUGGUUCAUGUGCUGCAACGCAAAUGUGUCAAUGAGGAAACGAUUUAGGUGUGUUCAGUCCCUGUUUCUGCUAACAGCUGUUUAUACCUGAUUGACAGUUAUCUCUGAUCAGCUGACACAACAAUCCAUUCAAGUCCUGAAUUGUUCCCAAAACAGAAAGCUUCUGUGUUUUUGUUCUGCUUUGGAUCCUUUUUUUUUUUGCUCUUUUACAUCUACGGAGAAGUUUUGCCCCCCUCCUUCAAACAAUUUUAAGUCUGCCGUCUCAAAGAUCUCAAAACAACAUGACCAUUCAUCAUCAUGCCUCUCUAUCCUGUGUCGUCUAGAGUCUUAACUCAAGUGCAGCUGACACGAGUAACUGCAUUAACCAUCUUAUUACUGCAUGAGUUGUAUCCUGAGCUACUCACAGAGUCUCCUUCGAAAUGACCCUCUGGCUAAACCAACCUCCUCUGUUGUGCUGAUGACUAAUACAGGGACCGGUGUAAUUACAGAGGCCCUCUCUGAAACAGAUUACCAAGUGGUUUGUUUGUAACAUGCUCUGCAAGAUAAGCAAAUCUAGACGCACAGUUAGCACCCCAUUAAACAGUGAGCAUGUGUUUGUUUUGGACCAGCUCAGAAGAGCACUGGUUUAUUUUGUACACAUACAGAUGUAUGGGCUGCAGCUCCAUACUGUCGUCCCUGCUGUGGGACUUUUCUUGGCUGCGGUCAUGGAAGAUUUGGAAGUGGUUUGUUCCCCCUCUGCGUCAAACACAUCAAACGGCCUUUUCAUCGUUGCGACCUCAGGAUCUGUUCCAGGCUCCAAGCCAGCCUGAUAUCAACAGACAUUUAAUCACCACCAGCCCACAUUAAGACUCAUCAGCAGUCCCGUGGCGAUAUAAUUAGCUCUCAUAAAAAAAAAAAAAGGCAUGCCUACUUGUGUGUCUAUGUGCAUGUUUCGAAACCUGUAAGUGUUGGCUCAAGUGUGCUGCUAGUCGCGGCAUGUCCUUCCUUCUGAGGAUCUUCUCUUUCAUGUAUUAUCUUAUCUGAUCAAAGUCAGCGCCGCAAUAAGGAAUGCGCUUGGCUCAGGCUUUUUUAUUGGUGCCUCUUUGGGAUGGUGCCUUCAGUCUGAUCGCUCAGUUAGAUUGAAAGUUGUACAGUGUGAUUAUUAUCAAGUUAUAGAUUCAAUUUUGUGAUUGUCAUUGACAGUAAACAUGAGGACAAGAAAACUGGACAAAAACUGCAUUUAAUGGUAAAGAAACCAAAAGGGAAGGAACUGAGCUUAUGGCGAUGGGGUCAAAGGUUUAAUGCCCAGCUGACUGAGAGCAAGAACAAUACUGCUUUCCCUCUGAGUAACAUUUUUUUUUUUAUGCUUCCAGGCAAAGCACUUAGUUUAACAACAGCCCCUUACUUCUGCUUUUUUUCCCAAGAGCCAAAAAAACUAUCAAAUAGAAUGCCACUUAGUAUGAUACACGAACACAACAGAGGACAUGACUUGAACAUGGAAAGUUUGGCGAUAUUUAAGAGAACCCUUUUGAAGGUGAGUCAUAAAACUGUGACCUGUACCCGUGUCUUCUACUCUUUGAGAUAUGUCUUUCCCUCUGUGGCCUCCAGGUCUCCGGGCUGAUUUACGACGCUGUUUUCUGAGUGUGUUCUUGUGGUGUGGGAAAAAAAAAUCUCUCCCCCCGUGCAACUUUUUACCCAUCAGCCAACCUCACGAUGUUCGAACACACCUAGAUAGUUGUGGCUUGCUUUUUCUGCGAUAACCUGACAGCGGAGGCUGUGUUGAGCAGAGAUCGAGCUGGAGGGCAGAUUUUUCUCUCUUAACCAUCUGUUGCUGAAAUCAUCUCUGUGGUUUUUAUUGACUCAAAACGCUUGAAUUACUCAUAUUUUCAGCUGCUUAAAAGUUGUUGCAUCAGUUGGCUUUUAUACAAUCUGAUAUGACAUAAAACAUGUUACUUGGCCUACAGUAUGCAAUAAUGUCAUGUUACAGCGUAUUGCAAUAAUUUAUAUAUUUAAAAAAAAAUCAUGAUCAUGGUUUAAGAAAAACUGAAUACACAUGCGUGUUCUAGACUUUAUCAUCAUUAUUAUUAGUACUAAUCACUAUUGUUAUUAUUUCCUUUCUCUAUUAUUUAUCUCUUUAUUUCUGUGAACAGAUGUCACUUUUUAAUGUCUUGUGCAAUAUGUGUACCAAAAUGCUGCACUGUUUAAAGAUGUUCAUAACAGUUAAAAAAUAUUAAAAAAUUUAAUUACAAAAAAGGAAAAACUAAAAACAGAAGUACUGAAGAAUACAGAUAAACAGAGCGCAAAAAAGGUAAAAGCAUGAUCGUAAUAAUUGAAAUAAAAUGAGUCUUUAAGUCAAAUAUCUUUAAAAAGGUGCUCUGUCAAGAUUAAAAGGCACUGAAAUGAAAACAAAGUUGAGAGAAUAUUUUCAUGAGUCAGUUUAAGAUCCAAAAAGCCUGUUCAUUAAUAACGUUCAUGUUCAUUUCUCUGCCAAGAACUGGAAAACUUACAGGCGUUCAAUUUGUGAUUUCAUGACGCAUGGGGGCAAAGACUGUAGAGUUUGGAGUUUUGAUUUGAUGAUCGACUUUUUGUUGGAUUUUCUCCCUACCAGCCAACCCUUUGAGUUGUAAUGUGAUUUUAAUGUUAACCCCUGAAUAGGUCCUGACACAGACCUGAAUCAUUAUGUAAACAGCCAAGAGCCCAAAGACUCAUCAGUCAUUUCCAAAUGUCUUUGAAAACGUGACUCACUCUGUGUGAUAUUAACUGUAUCAACUACUUUGAUAGAGUUUGGUUUUGGAUUUGACAGGCUUUAGUUGAACAGCACUUGCUAAUCAGAGUGGAUUCACCUAAAUUGAAGCUGCACAUGGCCCGUAAAAUACAUCCAUGCGUCAAUAUUGUAAACUUUCCAGGCGAGAUUUAACAACCGGUAUUUCCUUCCCACUGAUCUCCAUUGUGUACACAAAGCAACACAUUGUGCAGAGUUGUUGGCGAUAUGGAUGAUAUGGGAGUAUCCAGGCAGUUUUCAGCAUGAGAGGAACCUGGCUGUGUAAUUAGCCGGUCCAAGUCUGUCAUUAACAAAAGCUGCUGGAAGACAGCCAGUGCUAAUUGUUUAUAUGCUGUCAGUCAGAGCUGUUUGUGCUCUACAACUUCCACAUGGUUCACCCCCCCCUGGAAACCUGCUGUUUGUGCAGCUUAAAGUCGAUCACCUUGUUCAGAGAACAAUGGAACAUCUGUUUGCUGAGAUGAGUGAGUGCUGAAAGAAAGAAAAAGGGGGAUUCAGAGAGGGAGAGAAAGAGGUAUGGAGAUUUUCCCAACUGCAUGCAGGGCCUCUUUCUGCCUCAGGUCAUCCUGUCAUGCUCUGCAGUUACAGCCGGGGGAAGCUACAGUCUCUACAUACACACUCACACAGUCACAGUCAGAUGAGUUGGCCCUUCAUGCCUUGUAAAACACAGUCAUCAUGUGUUCCCCGUCUCCUCAGGAAGUAUUGUGCUUUGUCAUCAAUCAUGUAGUGUGUGCACAGCAUACCAAACAGAAGAGAUAGAGACUGAUGUCGGGCCUUCAAUACAAGAUACCUCUGUUACAACUGGUCUUAGCCUAACCAACAUUACUUCGGUGAUGUACUUUAGGUCCGUUAUAUUUUAUAAUCAUUUUUACAAUUUUAAAAACCUAACCCUAACCCUAACUUUACAAUAACCAUCUAAGUAAUGUUUAGAGAUAGUUUAGAAACCAAAUAUUAAUCAUUUACAAAGUGCUACUGACACACAUUUUAAUCUAGAUGUUUUACAACCAAUAUUUAAACCCUGUAUAAACCUUUGAUAAAUAGUCCAUUAAUAAUUAAUGAAAGUUAUUAAUCAUAAUUUCAUUGCUUGUUUAUGGUAAAGAAACCAUUAACUUACAUUUAUAAACUAUCUAAUUGCCAUUUAUAAUUGGUCUAUAUGCUGGUUUUAAAUGAUGAUUAAAUAAUAAACUAUAUAUUUAUCAUUUACAAAUUACGGUUAUUGUUAAGUGUUACCAAUAAAGGUUGUAGUCAGUUGUGUUGACAGCCAUGUGACAUCAGUUAGCUCCCACAUAAAUGAUUUAACACCUCAAGAUUGAUUGAUUUUUGUUUUGCUAGACAUUACUGAUGUACAGCCUCUACCUUUUUGUCUUGUAAGUAUGUACUGAAUUAUUUGUAAAGCAACAUCUUUGUCUGAUUCUCUCAAUGAAUGAGUUUUUCUGGUUCAUCUCUGAGAUGUUCUUUUUUUCGGCUCACAAUGCUGACAAUUCACAUCCAAAGAAAAAACAUCUUUGACUCCUAAAAAAUGUGUCUCCACUCUCUCUAAAAACUUCAUCAUCGGUCGUACAUGUGCAGUGUCUGUUGGAUAUCCAUGUGCAACAAAUCAGGCUGCAGUAUUACAUAAUGGCUUGAGCUUGUCUUGCAUGUCUUACUCUGGCAAAGGAACUGUUUGUCCUCCUCAGUAAUGCAACAAAUAUUAGACUAUACAAACAUCACACAGCUCCAUUGUUGCAGAAGUCCUUCUGGUCAGUCUAAUUGAAUAAUGAUCAUGUUUGCUGAUCUGUAGAGAUCAGAUGAUCUUCCUGUCAGUCUUCUAAUUAAGUGGACAAUGCAGUCAGUAUCUUCUGUCCACUCAUGUCAUGAGAGCCAUUUCCUUGUUCCCCUGCUUGUCUAACAGGCCUGUCUGUUUCGCAAGGCGCGCCUUUAUUUGCAUAGGGACUAUUAAGGGUUUUUUGUUUCCUGUUGUGUGCAUGUGUGUGUGCGUGUGUGUGUAAGUGUGUGUAUAUGCACAUUAUCCUUGAGCCUCUUGGAACACAUCAAAAGCCUGUUACCAAACUGGCCAAACUGUGUGCUCAGCAGAACAGGUCUCAUGUGUUUCUGAUUCCCUCUCGAUCCCAUAAAUAUCCUGCUCCUCAAAAGAUUGUGUUUCUGUGAUGGCAAAGCUUUACAUGUAUAAUUCAGAGUGGAGUAUCUGUGCCUAUGUGUGUUUUUCACAUCAUCAAAAUUAAACUACGAAUUGAUUUUUUUUUUUAUUUCAUGUAGAACUUUUACCAAAAAGACAAACUUCUCUCCAUCCUCACAAACAUAAUGUGCACAUGUGUCAAAUUCCUCAGAUUCAGAACUGAGUGGAACCACAAAUCACAGUGCAGAGUGGGAGGCAAGCUGUUCUUUGUGAAGUCGAGACUAAAUUUUGAACUCUGUCAACAUGUGGGACUGUCGAGGAAGACUGGGAUUACUCUUCACUAACAGCAGAUAACUCUCCCCCUUCAGGUUGCUCCUCUGUCUGGCAGUCUAAAUGGCGAGCUCCUCAUGUCCUCUGGCCUCGCUCCCUCCACCAGUGUCACUGACCUCCCCCUGCCUCCUAAGCCUCUGGUGCGCGCCAGUCUGUCUGUGGCACCAGCCGAUUACGCAGAGCGCCCAGAGGUGAUGCUGCGCAGAGAGACCAGCUCCUCCACCCUGCCGCUCAAGACUGAGGUACCGCUCCACCUCUUCAGCACCACCAACCAGCUGCACAAACCAGUCGGGGUGCAGCAGCAGAUCCCCACCAAGCUGGCCGCCCUCAGCAGCAGCAAAGGGAAAGGAGGCAAGAUUGGCAAAGCCUCCCAUCGCACUGACAGCACUGGUAAGGAGAAAGACCUCAGGCAGUGAGUUUUGCAUCAUCAGCGGCUUGCAGGGUGGUCCGGUGGUUUUACAGACUGUCUGCAUUGUGUGUGGUCACAGGUCCAGUCCUCCAUAAGUCUGUCAGCGUAGCAAAACACUGGCUUGGCAUCCUCAGAUCCAUCAGCUAGACUAUAUUCAUUUUCACUGGCCGAGGGAUCGGAACUGCAUUCCUGCUCAAACAUUUCCCUCCAUUUUUAGGUAGACCUGACCCGUUAUGGUCCUUUUUUUAGGAACAGAGUGGAUGUUAUAAGAUGACGAUACAGGGGUGGUGCUUCUGCACUUUUGUUAACAUGGGCUUCCUUUUGAUUGUGUAAUGUAUACUUGAAAUGGAUUUGUUUUAGGUAUAAGUAAACAACACAGCACAGUGAAAAGACAUCUUGUGCUAUAAUGCUAAAAUCACAGUCACUCCGCUCAGCAGUGCCUCAUUGAUCUCGUAAUUUUACAGACACAACCAAUUUCUCCACCCUUAUAUUUAGUGAAAAGUCGACCUUUCUUUAUUUUCAAUAUCAGACACAAUAUCUAGUCAGCCAGUUUCUGUUAUAGGAAUGGACUGCAAACAUCUUUUACUAAUAAAAUCUUUAAUCCUGCACUUAAAAAUGGGCUGCAAUAUUCCCCAGAGAAAUUAUUGGAAAAGAGUAGAAUCUCAACACCAAAAAUGUGCCAUAAAACCUGUCUUACCAUCCAUCAGUACAACUGAAUUUCCAACCCAGACUGUACACAUUUUAAUUUAGAAGUUGUGAAAUAGCUCAUCAGAUUACGCCAACAAAAAUCUCUCCAAAAACCUGAGCUGGCAGAGAUGGAUGCUAUAAAACUCAUAUUUAGCCAAUCUUCCUCUUAAAUAUCAGAACCAGACUCUGUCUCCUACUUUAGCUGCGUUUGUUGUGCUUUAAUGGAUUGAAUUCUUGACUAUAAAACUGACUGUAGCUUCUUUGCGUUCUUGCCUUUUGUACGUAUCAACAAAGAUCUUAGCAAGGUUAGUGUCAGUUUUUUCUGCAGGUUUUCAAAUGGAUUUUGAUAACUACUCGUUAGGGCUGGGCGACAUGGCCUCAAAUCAAUAUCAGGAUAUAUUGAGCAGUUCACCUCGAUAACGAUAAAUGGACGAUAACUACUCCAUAAGCCGCUCACCCCCUCCCACAUUAACUUUGUCUACUUCAGCCACCGCUCCAGCCUCAACAACUUUAGAACCGUCUUCCAUCUCCUCACCUGUCUUUCCCUCUUUGUUACCGACUGGAUGGGGUGGAGUCACAUCUCUGAGCAUCUUUAAAGGACAUGAGACCAUAGCCUACCUACACACAUCCAAAACCAACUUUUAUUUAUGUAUUUUUUUGACACGGAAUAUACCGAUAUGGGCAGAAUGACCUCGGUUAUUGACGUAAAUUUCAGUAUUGGUAAGUUUUUUGUUUAUCGCUCAGCCCUACUACUCGUCAUAUUUGACUCUCACAGUGACCAGAGAGUCUCGUUAAGUACAGCUGCGUGGGAUCAUUAAACUACACAGUGUUGUCUUUCAGAUUUUCCCCUUUUCUUGCUCCUUUUCAAAGAGAACAAAAACAUUACAGUUGGAGUAGCUGUUGCACUGUGGUAUGGAGAUAUUGUGAUGAAAAACAGCGAUAUGCUGGACUCCAUAUAUGGGCGUUACAUGAUUACAAUAAUCAUACUAUAUGGGACAGGGUUGAGCAUCUGUAAAACAUCAGCAAGUGUUGCACUAAGGCUUCUUUCUUUCUCUCACACUUGCAGGUGAUUUGUUCCCAUCCAGCCCUCUAAACCAUUACAUUGAUUUUUGUCUCUUGCUCACUGUCAUUGAUACACCGACCAUCUGUGUCUGACAGGAGCUUGACCUGAUCAUGAUUUAAGUGUCUCAUUAGGAUCACAUUAGCCGUCUUAAUCGGGUCAGCUCUCAGAUAUAUCACCGUGUCUUCACUGAGGCGAGGCUGUGGGGGAAAUCUGAUUGUACAAUUAGAUCACCCUCUGACUCUGUUUGUCUUGUUUUCUCCUCUCCCUCCUCCUCAGCCUCAGUGGAUAUGAAGCAGAUGCUGCCUCUGAAGCUGUCCGCCAGAGACGAUAACGCCCUGAAGGCUAAACGCUCCAUCAGCCCCCACCAGCAGCUCCCUCUGUCAGGCCCUCCUGCAUCUCACUCCCUGCAUCACCUUGCAGGUACCAUUGAUGCACACAAACUCAUUUAUAGUACACACACACACGCACAUGUACACACAGUUCCUCCUUUUCUCCACAAUGACAAACCCAAACACAAUCUUCUUUGUCUGCCUUUGCCUGCUGCAUUAUUAAACAUGGUUCCCACAGACACCAGCCUGAGACGCACAUUCUCCACCUGGGCAAACCGGACUCCACCUGACUGUUGCUCUCUGAGGCUUACAUUCAUACGCAGCCUCACCCUGUGUAAACACACAUCAAUUUCACACACUGCACCAUGACUAAUGACAGGCCGUGCUGCUGACAUGUUUGAACACUUUAAUCCUGCGCCUUUACAGCUACCUCUGCCGCAUGAAAAAAAUCUGGCAGGAUUUCAGAUGAUAGAUUUCAGUUAGUCUGAGUUAACCCGUCUGUAUUAAACAAGCAUAAAGGGCUAAUCUGCUGCGAGAUUUGAUGCUAUUUCUGGAGUAAUCCCACAUUGUCUAAUGGUCUUUCUUUUGUGUUUCUAACAGAUCAACUCAGUCCUCUAGACAACACCGUGCCAGACACCCACUCCACUUCCUCCAUCAGCGCCUCCCACCCUCCAAGUGUUCAGAAGCCCCCUAUGCCUCCUGCGCAGCCCCAUCCUCAGCCCUCCAUCCAGCCUCCCAGCAUCCCUCCUCCCCACUCCCAGAGCACCGGGUCCCUCCAGUUCCAACCUCACCUGCAGUCACAAGGUCCCAGUCCAAAUGCCCAGGCCCACCUCCAGGGGAACGUUCACGGGCUCACCCACAGCCACAGCAUGCCACCACCCUACAAGAUCAACACAGAGGACCUCAACAAGGAGGAUGUCAUCUUCUUUUAAACUUGAAGAGUAUGGUUGAAGAUGUGUCCCACGUGAAGGAGCUCUUACCAGCCAUCAUGGGAUAUUGAAGUAGUUCAGUCCUUGCUAGGGAUGGGAAUUAAUAAGGUUUAUCAAUAUCGAUGCCAUUAUCGAUUCAAUCCUUUAACGAUUCCCUUAUCAAUCUCUUUAUUCGUUUAAAGAAAAGUAGACUAUAGGUUUUCACCCUUAACUGAAAAUUUGAUUGAGUCUCUGAUAACAGAAAAAGAUUUAUGUCACCUUCAGUGAGAGUCUAAAAAUAAUCAAACAAAAAUGCUGUUUGUACAGCAUUUCUGGCAUGCAUUGUGUUCAUGUUAACACAGGUCAUACGUUAGGGUGACCAUAUUCUGAAUCCCCAACAAGAGGACACUACUACGUGCGGCGGUCUUGUGCACAAAAUUUUGAGGUUUUUUUUGGGUCGGGUCGAGUGUUUUUUAUGUUAAAUGCAUAUUAUCCUGAAUUCCCAAAGACAGUGCAUGCGUGCGUUGUGUUAGCAGCUUUGCUUAGAAGUGAGCGGUGGGGCAGAGCUGCGGGGAGGACUGAUGCGCCGCACUGUUUUAUAAUAAAUGCAUACAUGUUCCGGACAUUUGAAGGAUCUUACAAACUUCCCCUGGACAGCCCCCCUAAAGAGGACAUGUCCAGGUGAAAGAAGACAUAUGGUCACCCUAACAUAUGUACCUUUAAUGUCGGGCUGAGACAGAGCAGCAGCGGCUAAGACAGGCGGAGAGCAUCGAAUACAUGUGACUCCUUGUAUUUGAUGCCGUGCCUUGUUGACAAAUGUUUAAGCAUGUUGCUGGUGUUCCCAUCUUUGCGUGUUAUCACUCGACAAAAAUGUUGCACUGUUGUCAUCUUUCUUAGUAAAAUUAAGCCACGCAUUAGCUCGUCCGCCACAUUUUUUACUCCUGUCUCUGUUCCCGUUCGCACAGACUGGCACUCGUGAGACCGUUUUUCAAGGAAAGGAAUUGUUAAGGGAAUCGUUUAGAUAAAAUAUAAAUGAUGUCGAUGGAUUGAACCAUUUGGAACCGGUUCUCGAUUCCCAUCCCUAACCCUUAGCAGGUGCAGCAUUGUUGAGGCAUGAUUGAUUCCAUUGUUACAAAACUUCAACAAGAGCAUGAAGCGUCUGUCAGCUCUGCAGGCGCCCUUUUAGCAAUAUAAACUCUUUAUCAAGAAAGAUAACAAAACUGCCUCCCCAUCUUUGUUUACACUGCAGAACAAAGAAAGUGAAACCAUUUCAAUGAAGUCGUAUCAAUCCAAAGACUCUGGUCAUGAAGGCUGAAGGGGAGUUGACUGAAGGGGUCGAUCUGAAGAUGAGAUGAUGUGUGAUGUUCAGGUCAGGAAAAUUCAGCGAAGCAUGAAAUGUGAAAAGUGCAUCCUGGCUUUUACCAUCAUCUUCCUUUUGACCUGAAAUCACAAGAGACAUUUCAACCGCAAGUAAGAAACAAAUCAAAAUAUUCCAAUAUGGUCAUUUGCACAGUGUAAAUACUUCAUUCCAGACGAAUGAAUGAACUUUUAUGGACCACAUAUGUGCUGUUCGAUUGUAAAGAUGUAAAAAUUGUGAAGUUUUUUUUUUUUCAUUAUAUCGUCGUUCUUUUUAAUCAUACCUGAAACAGACGGCUGAAUGAGUAGGAUGCAUUUCACUUGUUGGGAAACUUGACUCUGGUCUUUAAACCAAGCUGGAACGAUGCUGAACUUCAACUGAUGAAGAUGUUUUUAAUCUUUUAAAUCCCUUUACUGUAUCUUUAAGAGACACAACUUAAAAAUCACAUCUGAUGCUGUUUUAGUGAAACUGAUGUACUGUACAAAUCACUAAAUUUAUUUUAAUCAUAAAUAAUUUGGCUUAACUCAAAAGAGCAAAUCAAUAAUGUAUUUUACAUCGUUGAUGUGGAAUUGGAACUUCGGCAGGAGAAAAAGCCCUUUUUAGCCUAAGAAGGUACCGUUUCAGUUGUGAAGGAUUAUUUCACCAAGGCCAAAAUGUGAAGGAUGAAGAAAGCGAUCAAACUGAUUCAUAUGUCAGUUGAAUUCAACAAACAAACAAGAAAAAGAGAUUAGCCCGGUCCUACCUUUCACUCACUGAGAUCUGUUUGGCAUAUCGUAUCAUUUAAAGCUUUGAAUUUGUUGGAGUUUGUUCAUCUUGGCUAGGCUGGUGUAUCUAUAAUAUAUUUAUAGAACUGCCAGCUUUAAUUGAUUUUUUUCAAAUUAAAUGCAGACCAAUUAGCUGGAUCUUGUGUUUCCUAACAGAAAAACAGGACUGUGCUAAGUGCAGCAAACUCAAAUAUCAGCUGAAAGAAACCCUAACCCUGGUUCAACAGGAGAACCUCUGAAAUCAUGAAGGACAGGAUGCGUUUAUUCAUCCUGAGUCUCUGGAGGGGAAAAUGUCAGAGGAGUUGUUGUUUUUUCUUCUCUUUGACCAAGUAAGCUCAGACGACCAGCUUGAGUUUUCUGAGUGUUAAUUUAAAUUGUAUAUAUGUUAUUGUACAUACUAUAUGUGAUCUCUUCUGAUCCAGCUGUCUUUGUACGCAUAAUUUCAGUAGGAACAGAAGUAUUUAACAUGAAUCAAAAUGUAAAAGUCAGCCAAAAGUCAUUUUGUGUAUAUGUAUAUACAUUUGAAAUACACACAAAGCUGUGUAUGUGUGUAUAAUACGGUACACCUCACUUGUAUAAGCCAGUAGCAGUCUAAUGAACUCACAAUCACUUAUUUCUUUUGUUUUAAAGGACUGAAAACAAAGGUGUGCAUAUUUAAUCUCUUGACACAUGUCGAUGUAGCAUUGAAGUCGAGGUGCACUGUAUGUUGUCCUUCCUCUGCGGCUCAUGAUUGAUGCUUCACCAAGAUUAUGUAGCGGUCAUGAAGACUAAAUCAUCUGCUUGUGUGUGUCGGUUAAACCAAAGAUGCAUCUGGCUGACUGGGUUCCUGUCUGAGCUCCUAAAUGAAGGAUCAGCGACUCUUGGCUGGUUGUGUGGUCUUUAACCUUUAAAUCAUCCUCCACCAUGUCGUUCAUGACUAAUUUUCAGUUGAUGUUUCAUCCUCUGAUUAUACAUGGAAAUCAAUCACAUAUGUGCACCAUCUCUUAAACAGAGGAGUAUCAAUGUGCACGUGAAUACAUGAGGUGAUCUCAAAUUGUGGGAAUGUGCAUGUUUUGUUUUGUCAAUAUCCCAUUUCACGGUCCACUUGUGUCUUCUCUGGAUUCAUAUCAUAACCUCAUCCCAAGUAUAACCGCUUUAACAAGCUCUUGAAGUGCUGUAAACAAAAUCACAGCCAUCACAGUUCAGGCAUGUCAAUACAAGUCAGUUCCCUCUGUUCAUGACGGCCAUGCUGUUUGUUUUUAAACGUUUCAGAGAGAGCCAUUCCAUGGAGUGUCUUUUGGGAUCGUUUUUUAAGUGAAGCAUGAGCAUUCAUUCUGAAAUGUAAAGAUAUUCCCAUUUGUGUCCAAUUUCCUGCAUUUCCAAGUAUGUCCUGAUUUAACUUUGAAAGAGAAGAAACCGAUUAAGGAGUUCUGCUCCAGGUACGAGACUGAUAAAAAUUAACAUGGAUGCUUCCCGUUUGGAUCCUCUAAAAGUCUUAAUAAUGUCGUCUCACUGUACUGAAAUGUUUUUGUUGUUUUAAAACUUGGGAGCCAGUCAGUUGCAUCACUGACUGUUUGUGCGUCUGUGUGUGUGUUAUUGUGCGUGUGUUUGUGUGUGUGUGGAUGCCUGCCAUGAGAAAAAGAGAAAAACUCAGUGGAAACAUUCCAGAGCAGCUUGUUUCCAUUUGUGUUUUUUUAAUCUCGACAAGCAUACUCACAUGUUGGACCUGUAUUUUGUAAAUAAUCGUGGGCUCAUUUUCAUUUCCUCUGCCAAUUUUUUCACUAGUCACUUUGGAUAGUAGCAUACUUGAAGGGGAAAAACGAAUGUUUAUAAUAAUGCUUAUUAUUAAUGUCUGUGAACUUUUAUUUACCAAGAGCUGUCUGAUGUUUGUAGCACACAGCAAAACUGAUUUUUGUACUGUUGUAUUUUAUUCACUGUGAGAUGUUAGAAGGACCUGUGGACACAAACUGCUGCCUUAGAGAGAGAGAUUAGUAAUAAAAUUCUUACAAUUAUUAUCUUGUUAUUGUAUUUAUUGACGUUUCCAAUCACAGCGGAGAAAACUGGUUUAUUUUGAGGCGUAUUUUGGUCACUGCUGCGUGGGCAAAAGCCAAGCGUGCAAUGAAUGUUUCCCGUUGGAGUAAAUUUGUAUUUACCAGGAUUUGUUGCACCCCCUGAAAAAAAACCCACCACAUUCACAUGUAACAUGUAAUUCAACCUCAUUAUUUAGAUUUCUAUUCAGCGCUUGUCAAAAUAAGCCUGACCACCCAAUUAGCUAGCACCCUAGUCAUGCCUGCGUGUCUAGGAGGUGCAGUAAGAGUGUAAUUGACUCUGUAUUUAGACGGCCUAAUAACAGUCUAUUCCCAGACAAAGCCUUAUUUAAAGGUGCUGUGGUUGUGGCUGUUCAGUCCUAAUGUAGACCUUCCUGAGAGCAGUGCUGUCGUUAUUGUCAUCGUGCCUGGGAAGACGCUACAGUAGUGGCCACUUUUAUUGUCUGCUGUCAUUAGUGGCUUUCCUCUGUCUCCUCUCAACAAUUAUUUUUCCAGGCUGCUUCCCCUGCGGAGGGAAGCAGCAUUUUACUCCGUCUUUGUUUCUGUCUUGUUUCUUCCACUGCUCUGCCUGUUUUUCAUGUCUCCCUGUCGCUUCUCCUUUCAUCCAGCGUCUCCAGUCCUCCUCAGCUCGACCGCCUUGCAGCUCAAGAGGCGUUUUAUUUAAUCCAGUUUGCAGGAAAUCAGGAGUCUCAGCUGAUGUGUGUGAGAGGCCCUUCUCACCGCAAAACUCAACAAAUACAUGGUGCUGUGCAGAGAGAGACGUGCAGACUCCCUGCAGACUCAUAAAACACUGAGACAGAUGUUGGUUUGAUAGACUCCAUGUCAGCAGUUGGUUUUUGUUGUACUUGUUUUUACUCUUCCAUGCGGUUUUAGCACAUUGGCACCAUGAGAGUUGGAUUGAGGGGAAAGGAUUUAUGAAGGGUUCAGCCUGAUCACUGCAUCACAAUUCAGACUCAGGGGCUGCCGAACUUCUUGGUUUGUCCCUUUUGUGGGAAUAUCUGCAUGUAUCAAACAGGCUGUUUGUGACCGUUUUAACCAGCAUACAAAAGUAAUUACUGUUCAAGAUUUAAUCAUGUUUGCUGCUUUAACGUCUUGUUUUUAAAGGUCCUGUGAGUAACUUUUGUAUUAAAUUUAACUCAGGCGCCCUCUUUGGCGGCAAAGUAGUCUUAAUUUAUUUUUUGGAUGCUUUGUAGGGCAGAGCUCGGGCAAGUCAAUCACCGAGUGCAGCAGGGUGACGCAGGAAGAACAUUUAUAAUCAUUACUUUAUCAUUUCCUUGAAGUAAUAAUCAUCAUAUUAACCAUUUCGCACUGCAGACGUGGUAGUUCUUCUGUCUUAGCGUCUCGGUCUGAUUGCAUUUUCAUGAAGAAAUGAUCAUAAAGGUUCAGACUUGAGCUGCAUCACCCCACAGAAGUCUGUAAUGGAUUUGUCAGAGUUCUGCCUACAAACAAGCAGCUGCUGGAAGAGAGUGGGGGAGUUGUGUUUAGUCUCUUUGCUAAAGAAAUCUGAUGUUUGGUGGCUAAUGCUAUGGCUGGGACCCUGUAUGUACUGCUGAUGAAGUUAGGUGCUGUUCUGAGCAUUAUUUGUGGCUAAAGAGUGGCGCUUUCUUUGAGGUGUGCGCAUGGAGCCAUAGACCGCUGUGUAUUGCUAUCCUGCGGUCGUUUCUAAAGUUGGUAUAACUAGAGAAGCAAGCGGUCGGCAACAUUCAUCUCUUGGGUGUCUAACCUUGGUGUUGUGAUUUGUUUGACCCUAACUUAAUUUUAAGCCGGAAUAUCCCUUUAACUGAGAAAAAAAUCUCAUCCUGCUGACUUUUGACACCGUAUGUUUAAUCUGUUGUGAGUAGAUUAUGUGGAAAGAGUGAAAUCAGGGCUGUUUCUGUAGCUGCUACCUCCUUGUAAUGGUUAUAGGCGUUAUAACUUAAAGUAUAGAAAUAGUCAAUUUUGUCACCCAUGAUCUUGUGUUUAUUUUAUAUAUCAAAAAAUGACAUCAGUAUGAAUUUGAGUAGAUUUCAUACACAUCAAAAAAUUUCCUCAGAGGAGCUUUAAUAAUUAUAUGAAGUUAAGCUAUAAGCAGCUUCAGACGGCUGAUUUGGAGGUAAAUUUGAAACAGAAACUAAAAGUCAGAGGAGUUAAGCUUUGUUACAGUUUUCUUAAGAAACACAUAACUGCUGUAGCCCUUUGCCUCUAGCAUUUCUAAAUGAGAAAAUAAAAAAUACAGUUUUAUAAAAUCUAGUUUGCUACCAUUCAGUUAACAAUCCAUCAUGUUUAUCUUGUGACUCUCAGUGGAGAGGUCCGGACCUCUAAUUUAGGAAAACACCGUGACCUACAUCUGAAAAGACUGUAAACAAGUGUGCGACUAACUGAACCUCUGGUGCUGUUUUCACCAGGGAUUUUUCACAGAAAUUGUGUUCAUGGCUGGUUAUCUGGUGUUUUCUCGCUCACGGUCGACACAAAGAUCCUCUUGUUAAAUCGACACAAAGCGGACUCUGUCUGUCUCCCCUCUGCUGACACCCAAGGUGAUAAAAGAAGAUAGCCACCAGGAUAAGACGACUCUCAGCCAAGACUUCUUCAAACUCUGCUUAUAUAACCUCCUUGGCAGGCAGAAGUGUAACCCGGGAGUGAGUAAUUUGUUCAUGAUGAGUGAAUUAUUCAGAUUGUAGCACUUAUCGAUAAAGACCAGAGCAUUAAAGCAUUAAAGCUCCAUAUACUGCGACGUAUCUAUAGUAUUUAAGUCUGCAUAUUUCUCAUGAGCUGUAAAGUGUGGUAUGUAAACUAGGACAGAUGCUCUCUGCCUUAUAGUUCGCUGUGGAUGAAUGAGAAUCAUUGUUCUGUAACCUCCUCAGCUGAUCUUCCACCUUGCAGUAACAAAAGAAGCCCCUGUGUGGGGGCAACGGUGAGAAGACUCAACAGAGAAAGGUUAUGCCAAGCAGAAAUCAGAUCAGGUAGAGGCCUAUUGUUCAGUCAGAGGAGAUGCCUCAGGUGAACAGAGAGCAGGAGAUGGAUAAUAAAGGAAGUGUGCUCUGUGCUGACUCGCCCUUUGUGCUCACAGCCUGCGCUCUGCAGUCAGCGGUAGCCUGGUGACUGUCUGGUCAUUCCAGUUUAUCUCCAUGUGCCUGUGUGCUGAUUACACAGCAUGAGGAGCGAGUGAUGAAUGCCAACAUUGUGACGCCUGCUCCAGAGAAGAGCAGACACAGAUAACCAUUGUGGAGAGUCCCUUUUACUUUAAUGGAGACUAUUUUCUUAUCUAAAGCUAGAAAGCUAAAGGUGAAGUCUUUGUAAAUACACCCACUGAUAUAUAUUUUUUUAUCUUUGAGGGGGUUUGAUGGGGAAAUUAAAUCAGUUGUGUGUCCUUUUUAAUACUUUAAAAAAACACUAGUUGUACAAUUUCUAUUACAUCAUUUUAAAUUAUACCACUCAGCUUAAUAUCCUAUCAAGGGAGAGCUAGCUGGUUGAAUGAAGUGCUAGCUUGUGUUAGCAUAACAAACUAACUAGCUAACAAAGACUUGCUAACUGUUUUUUUAACUUCUUAUUUUAAUGAUACACAGAUUGAGUUCUUUAUGAAAUUUUUUUAACAGGUACAGUUGUGAGAGUUUUGGUGCAUCAUUACACCCAGAAUUUAAAUAUGCUUUUUUAAUGAGCUUUAUGAGCAUUAUGCUAACUGCUUACAACAACAUUGCGAUAAGCUAUUGUUUGCUUAAAAUCACAUUAUUACAAAGCCUUAGAGGUGUAUUUUAAGGCUUUUGUAUAAAGUAAUCUAUCUAUCUAUCUAUCUAUCUAUCUAUCUAGCUAGCUAGCUAUCUAUCGUUCUAUCUAUCGUUCUAUCUAUCGUUCUAUCUAUCUAUCUAUCUAUCUAUCUAAUCGUAUUUUGCAGUAUUGGCCUUUUUCCUGACUGGGAACACUGUUGCCUUUAGACUUAGUAAUGCUAGCUCUGCACCGUUGUAUCUAGGGUUUAGGUUACAUUGAGCCAAAUGGCUUUUCUUGCUUAAAUUUACAGUGAACCUUGGCAGAAAGUCAUGGUUAUCAAACUUACUGUUAACAGGCAAACAUGUUUUUUCUACGGACUACGUUUUUUUAUUUUUCCUCUAUUUUCAUCUAAAAAUAUGUUCACGUCUAAUCAGGCCGACUGAAUCUGU
Messenger RNA from Xyrichtys novacula (pearly razorfish), 45598 nucleotides. The record is from the annotation of a GenBank genome assembly. NCBI's taxonomy places the organism in Eukaryota, Metazoa, Chordata, Actinopteri, Labriformes, Labridae.